CCGCGCUCAGUCAUUGUCCGCGCGAAGCUCGGUGCAAACGCGACCCUCGGCCUGUCGUUACGUCGCUGUCGUGAGCGUCCGUUAGCGAACGGUCCGCGUCAACUCUGGAGUAUUGGUGCAGUGUAUACUAGUGCUGUGUUUUUAGCUGUACAGGAUAGAGUGUAUCGCUAUAAAGUACAGUUGGUGUGUGUGUGAGUGUGUGCUGCGAGCGAGGAGUAGCCACACCGGGAGGAAUGAGCCCCGCGCACCCCCCGUCCUGCACUCACCGAUGAUCUCAAGAGACAAUGUAUAUAGACACCUUACCGUUGGUGGUUUGGACUCUCUUAGUCACAACGACACAUGUAACGACAGAAGGCCAAUAUGGAAUAGGUUUAGGAAUAAAACGAGAAGUAUUUUUCUUAAAUUUAGAAGACGGCUAUUUUGGCUGUCAAGUAAACGAAUCUACACAACUAUUACAAUUAUAUGAAUUAUCUAAAUUAUGCGACGGAGUGCCCGACUGCUACAAGGCCUCCGACGAACUUAGGGCAGAAUUAAAAUGUACAGAUGAUUGUACCAAAGAAGAUGGCGCGCAGUGUAUAAACGGUGCUUGUUUAAAUGGAGUUUGCCAUUGUAACGAUGGCUAUGGCGGCUGCAACUGCCAGGAACUUGAUGUAAAUGAGUGCAAGGAGCGGCCGUGCGACGUGUUCGCGCACUGCACCAACACGGUGGGCAGCUUCCAGUGCUCGUGCUUCCCGGGGUACGAGGGCGACGGCUUCACUUGCAGAGAUAUAAAUGAAUGCGACGACCCGGCGAUAUCGGCGAGAUGCGUCGAGAACGCCGAGUGUUGCAAUUUACCAGCUCAUUUUAUCUGCAAAUGUAAUCGAGGCUUUGAGGGCGAUGGCGAAGAAUCGUGUCGGGAUAUAGACGAAUGUCGACGUCCCGGCGCUUGCGGCGCCAACGCACUCUGUCAGAACUACCCCGGAAACUACACCUGUGCGUGUCAAGCCGGCUACACUGGAAAUCCGUUUGAUGGCUGCGUGGACGUGGACGAGUGCCAGUCUCCGGGAGCAUGCGGAGUGAACGCGGAGUGCCGCAACCUGGCGGGCGGCUACGAGUGCAGCUGCCCGGCCGGCGCGGAGGGCGACCCGCGCGAGGCGUGCCGCGUGGCCGACGUGUGUGCGCGCGCGGCCUGCGGGCGCGGCGCCCUGUGCGAGCCCACCCGCGACGCGCAUCGCUGCGUGUGCCCGCCCGGCUACACCGGCGACCCACACACCGAGUGCAUCGACGUGGAUGAGUGUAAGAGCGCGGACGCGUGCGGCGCGCACGAGGUGUGCAGCAACACGGCGGGCGGGCACGCGUGCGUGUGCGCGCCGCAGUACACGGGCCGCGCGGGCGCGUGCGUGGACCUGGACGAGUGCGCGGUGCUGGAGCGCCCCUGCGGCCCGCGCGCCGUCUGCGAGAACGCCGCGCCCGGGUACAACUGCGUGUGUCCGCAGGGAUACCGCGCGCAUCCCAACCCGCAGAUCGCUUGCGAACAGGUCGACGUUGCUACACUAUGUAAAUCGGAUUUCGAUUGUACAAACAACGCUGAAUGUAUCGAAAACCAAUGUUUCUGCAAAACCGGAUUCAGCCCGAAGGGUUCAGUAUGUGUGGAUAUCGACGAAUGUAAGACCGAAGCUAAGACGUGUGGAGACAACGCGAUGUGCGUGAACACGCCGGGAGGGUUCUCGUGCGCGUGCGCGUACGGGUUCGUGGGCGCGCCGCCGCGCGAGGCGUGCCGCGCGCCGUGCGACGACGUGCGCUGCGGCGAGCACGCCUACUGCAAGCCGGACGGCGCGGACGCGUACUGCGUGUGCGAGGAGGGCUGGACCUUCGACCCGGCGGACAUCGCGGCCGGCUGCGUGGACGUGGACGAGUGCGACGCGGGCGCGGGCGCGGGCGGCUGCGGCGCGCACGCCACGUGCUCCAACACGCCGGGCGGCUACUCCUGCGCCUGCCCCGAGGGCUACACGGGCGACGCGCGCCGCCAGUGCGUGGACGUGGACGAGUGCGCGGCGGAGGGCGCGUGCGGCGCGGGCGCGGACUGCGUCAACCGCGCCGGCUCCUUCUCCUGCGAGUGUCCCGAGGGCACCGCGCCCGACCCCGACCCGCGCACGCGCUGCGCCGACAUACUCACCUGCAAGACCGACAACGACUGUCCCGGCAACGCACGAUGCGAUGAAAGAACCCGAUGUGUAUGCCCUGAACCCAACGUUGGAAACGAAUGUAGACAUCCGUGCGAGGCGCUGCAAUGCGGCAGCAACUCGGAGUGCCUGCUGAGCGAGCAGACGGCGCAGUGCACGUGCCGCGGCGGGUUCACGGGCGACCCGGCCGCGCCCGCCGGCUGCCAGGACGUCAACGAGUGCGAGUCCAGCCCGUGCGGCGCCGGCGCCGUGUGCAGGAACCUGCCCGGCCACUUCCAGUGCGAGUGUCCCGGCAGCUUCAGCGGCGACCCGUACGUGGACGGCUGCACGAGGGGACUCAUGCCGAGUGAGUGCGGCGCGGCUAGCCCGUGCCCGCAGGGAGAGCAAUGCAUACUGCACGAUGGCGUCAAUGUUUGUGUGUGCUCGCAAGGGUUCCAACGAAGCAAAGAUACUGGUUUAUGUGAGGAUAUUAAUGAAUGCACACAGUAUGGUAACUCGCCUUGUGGCCUCAACGCUAUUUGCAAGAAUCUACCGGGGAGCUACGAGUGUAAGUGCCCUCCGGAGUACAGUGGCAACCCUUACAAUCUCUGCGAAGUAUGUGACGAUAUCAACUGCCAAUGUCAAGCGCCUUACAAGGUUGUCGAUGGCAACUGCGUGUUAUCUGGCUGUGGAAAAGGCAACAAAUGUGGUAAAGGGGCGGAAUGCAUCAUCAUAUCAGACGGAGUGAGUUACUGCGCGUGUCCUGUAGGCUACAUGCAGACAGCGGACGGCGCUUGUGAAGACAUGGACGAGUGUAAAUCUGGACAGCCCGUUUGUGGUUUUGGCGCGGAAUGUUUCAACACACCCGGGUCAUACGUGUGCAAAUGCCCAGCCGGAUAUGGACAAGAUUCUGUGGGUCACUGUUCACUGAAUCAAAAACGAUGUAUUAGCGAUUCCGACUGCUUUCCAAAUGAGAAGUGCGAAGAGCCGGGCAACUGCGUCUGUCCUCCGCCUUAUUACUUGGACGUUACGGAUGGGCAUAAAUGUAAGAGUCCGUGCGAGAGGUUCACUUGUGGAAUAAAUGCUAAGUGUACCCCGAGUGACCCCCCGCGCUGCAUGUGCACUGCCGGGUACGAGGGGGACCCCUACACCGGCUGCACCAAUAGGAACGAGUGUGACAGCGCGCCCUGCGCCUACGGAGCUAUAUGCCACGACAAGAAAGGAGGUUAUCAGUGCGAGUGUCCGCAGAACAUGGUGGGGGAUCCUUACAAAACCGGAUGCACAAUUGAGGAAGGGCCGUCUCAGAAACAGCUUUGCAGCAAUGAUUACGAGUGCCCGAACACGCACGCCUGCUUGAACCGGACUUGUUUAUCACCCUGCUCGAGCGUGGCUUGCGGGCCCAACGCGUUCUGUGAAGUGGACAACCACGCCGCCUGGUGCCGCUGCAACCCCGGGUACACCAAACCUGAGGGAGGAAAAUGUAUAUCAGGUUGUGACGGCUUUUCAUGCGCCAUUGGUGGUCAAUGCAUAAUAUCUAAACAAGGGCCGACAUGUGUGUGCCCCGAGGGCAUGGUCGGCAACCCGUUCCCUGGCGGCAUGUGCCGGCGGGACCUGUGCGGGCCGGGCCUGCCCUGCGAGGAGCCGCUGACCUGCGUCUCAGGGCGAUGUCGCCAGCGAUGCGAGGGCGUCGUGUGCGGGGUGGGAGCGUCGUGCAACGAGGAUAAUAGCAAAUGUGUCUGCAAUGCCUUCUUUAUUGGAAACCCUGACCUGCUUUGUAUGCCACCUAUUUCUCCUCCGGAAUGUGAACCUCAAUGUGGAUCAAACGCACACUGUGUAUAUGGACAGACCAAUUUGUGCAAAUGUGACAAAGGAUAUACCGGAAACCCAUAUCAGAAGUGUCUCCCUCGGCGGCAGAUCACCUGUGCUAAGGCUUCUUGUGGCAGAAAUGCAGUUUGCCAACAAACAAAAUCUCAUGUUGAAUGCUUAUGUCCACCAGGCUAUUUGGGAAAUCCAAACUUGCAAUGUAUUGAUAUCGAUGAAUGUAGUUCAAAACCCUGCGCUGAAAAUGCUAUAUGUAUAAACACACCCGGAAGCUUCAGCUGUAUUUGUAAGAGCCGUUACGUAGGCAACCCCUACGAACUAUGCUCACAAAUGGCCAUAUCUAAAUGCACUGAAGGAAGCAUCUGCACCUGCUCGCACAACGCCACCUGUCCUGACGGAUUCAUAUGUGAGAAAUCUCGAUGUGUUAACGUCUGCAAAAAUCUCAUGUGCGGGCCGAAAGCUAUUUGUGAAGAUGGUGAUUGCAUUUGCUUGCCAGGCCACUCUGGUAACCCCAACGACCUUCGCAGAGGAUGUGUCCCCGACAACAAAUGCAUGGUGGAUGGGGAUUGUAGGGAUUCAGAAAUAUGCUUCCAGCUAGCUAAGAAUGUACGGAAGUGUGUUGAUUCUUGCAGCAAACUGCAAUGCGGGCCGAACUCACUUUGUGUUAGUGCCAACCACCAAGCUCACUGUAUAUGUGCAGAAGGAUUUGUCGGGAAACCUACCGACAUUAAGACUGGGUGCCAUUUAAUACCGAUCGAAGAAGUGGAAUGUACUGAAGACGGCGAUUGCUCUGAACCACAGGUUUGCGUAGUUAUUGACGGUUCAACGAACAGGUGUGUCGAUCUAUGCUCGACAAUAUCAUGUAGCGCUAAUGAAAUCUGCAAGGUCCUCGAUAAUAAUCCACGAUGCGACUGUAAGGAAGGCUUUCUAUGGAAUCCAGUGAGCUCAACUUGCGAAAGGCCAUCCACGCCCAGUUGUGAUAGAAAUGAAGACUGUGAUGACAACAAAUCCUGUCAGAAAGAUGCAUUGGGUGUUAACAAAUGUGAAGAUAAUUGUCAAUAUUACACUUGCCCUCCGAAUUCCAAGUGCGCAACUAAAAACCACAUAAGCCAAUGUGAAUGUUUACCUGGCUUUGUCGGAAAUCCUAACGAACGUGACGGGUGUGUCACAAUAAACAAAAACCAAUGUUCUAACAACGCUCAGUGUAGAGAAAGUGAAGUGUGUAAAAGUAUUGGAAAUCUAAAUAAAUGUCAAUCAGCCUGUCAGCAAGUUGUAUGUGGACCAAACGCCAUUUGUGUCACGAACAAUCAUGUCGCCAAGUGCCAAUGCCCAUCCGGACCAUUCACCGGAGAUCCGAAUGAUCUAGUAAAAGGAUGUCAGUCAGUACCCUGCAUUUACAAUAGCGACUGCCAAUCACAUGAACUAUGCAACCGAAUGACACAUACUUGCAUGAAUGCUUGCGGCGAAGACUCUUGUGGCGAAAACUCAGUAUGUUUAGCUGAAAACCAUAAAAUUUCAUGCCAAUGCCCCAGUGGCUUUAAGGCUGAUCCUGUACCUGAAGUUGGAUGCAAGAAGAUUGAGUCUUGUAAUCCAAACCCGUGCCAUUCUACUGCCAUUUGUGAACCACGAAUGUCUUCUUAUAUUUGUAAAUGCCCUGUUGGAUAUUUAGGAGACCCGAAUAAGUCAGGAUGUAGAAAACAAGAAGAGUGUUCGGAUUCAGACAACGACUGUCCUCUUGAUGCGGUAUGUUCAGAAGGUCGUUGUGUCAACCCGUGUGAUGGAGCUUGCGGUAUCAACUCCUUAUGCAAAGUUGUAGACAGAAAAGCAAUAUGCGUUUGCCCUGAAGGAUACGAGAACAUUCAAGGAGGGAACGCUUGUAAGAAAAGAAUCUUAAGUUGUUCAAGUGAAUUGGAUUGCGAAGGAGAUACUUGCAAUAACGGCCAAUGCUUUGCAGCUUGUAGAAAUUCGAGCCAGUGCGAUUUAGGCGAAUCCUGUAUCAAAAACUUAUGUAUAACGCAAUGUAGUAAACAUGCACAAUGUGGUAUUGGCCAAGCAUGUGUAUCCGGUCAAUGUCUGAUUGGAUGUCGCCAUAACGAAGACUGUCCGAGUGACGAGGCUUGCUUGAACAGUAAUUGCGUGAACCCGUGUUUAUCGACCAGAAUUUGUGGACCCAAUGCUAUAUGUUCAAGAAUAAAUCACAGUACUAAAUGCGAGUGCCCUAGCGGAUUUGAAGGGACGCCGACUGCUCAGCAAGGAUGCGUGAGAAAACCGAGCUCGUGUGUAAGAUCAUCGCAGUGUCCUCCCGAGCACAUGUGCAUCGGUCGUUUGUGCCAGGUGCCGUGUCGUGACAACACUGGCUGUGCUAUAGGCGAGAAAUGUAGCGACAGCAAGUGCCACAAAAUAUGCCACUCUAGCAGCAACUGCCUUCAUGGUGAACAUUGCAGUUCAGGAAUUUGCAUUCCCGGCUGUAAAAUUGACUCUGACUGUCUGAAUAGUCAAAUAUGCAAAUCUACUCAAUGUCAAUGCGCUCCCGGUUUUGAAUACGUCAACGAAGAAUGUGUUAACAUUAAUGAGUGUUUCAACAACCCAUGCCACCCUUCUGCUCAAUGUAUAGAUACGACGGGUUCGUUUAAAUGCGUAUGUGCGACUGGUGCUGUCGGUGAUCCUUACAAGACUGGCUGCUUGCUACCGAAUCAAUGUCGGCGUGACAGCCACUGCGAAGACUCACUUGCGUGCCUAAACGGAAAAUGUACAAAUCCCUGUAAUACAAAAACAUGUGGGUUGAAUGCUUUGUGCUCAGUGACAAGCCACAGGGUUUCAUGCACAUGCGAAAAAGGAUUCUUAGGAAAUCCCCUCGAUAAGAACAUUGGAUGUUUCAAGGUUGAUUGUGUGGAAGACGCUGAUUGCUCAGACGAGAAGUACUGCGAUACAAGAUCUAACAAAUGUUCAGACAAAUGUGCGGAAGGAGAUUGCAUCGGAGGUUCAUGUAGAAUACAAAACCAUAAAGCUACUUGUGAAUGUCCUAUUGGUUAUGAAUUUUCGAACAACAAAUGCAGAGAUGUUAACGAAUGCCUCAAUAAUCCUUGUCCACAAAACGCGGUUUGCGCAAACAGUCCGGGAUCAUACUCAUGUAGCUGUGUGAACGGAACAAUACCAGAUGAAAAUGGUGGGGUUUGCAGAAUGCCUGGAGAUUGCUUCUCCGACUCAGACUGUUCAGAUACAUCUAAAUGCUACGAAAAACGUUGUAUAAACCCUUGUGAGAAAUUCUCGCCGUGCGGAGAAAAUGCAGAUUGCAUUGUUACGAACCACAAAGCCGAGUGUGAGUGUCAAGCAGGCAGCCAAGGCGAUCCUUAUAAGAAGUGUCUCAAAUUGGAAUGCACUAAAGACACCGAUUGUUCUCCCGAAGAGGCGUGUGUAAAUUAUAAAUGUAAAAACUCUUGCAAUAUUCCUCGAGCUUGUGGAAGAAAUGCUCUUUGUUCGGCGAGGAACCACAUCGGGCAAUGCUCCUGCGAGGCCGGCUACUCGGGCGACCCCGUGCUCGGCUGCGUGCCCAUACAGUACUGCACCGACGACAGCCGCUGCUCUACCGGGACUAAAUGUGUCGACAACUUGUGUGUCGGUUUGUGCAAAAAUUCAAGGGACUGCCUCAAUGAUCAGGUCUGCAUUCAAGAGACUUGCCGUCUCACAUGCAACUCCAACACAACUUGCCCCGAGUCACAGUACUGUCUCAACAGAAUUUGCACUAAAGAAAGCUUGUGCAUGUCAAAUGACGAUUGCGCUGAUGACGAACAAUGCACAGUGAGUCGAAAGGGACUCCCGCAAUGUGUGAAGGUGUGCGAGCGCCACCCGUGCGGCCGCCAGGCGGUCUGCACUGGGCAGGCGCAUCAAGCAGUUUGCUCCUGUAAAGAGGGCUUCUUCGGAGACCCUACGCAAAGCUGUAUCCGCAAGGAAUGUAACACAGAUUCCGACUGCACUGACGAAAAGCUAUGCAACAAGAACAUGUGUAAGAUAGCGUGCCUCGUUAAAAACAGGUGUGGGGAGAACUCGAUUUGUUCAUCUGAGAAGCAUAGGCAAGUUUGUUAUUGCCAACCUGGUUUCACUGGUGACCCAGAAAAAGGCUGUACCGAAAUUAACUGGUGCACUUCAAAUCCGUGUGGAAACGGAGCUGAAUGUAAGAACUUGAGGGAUCGGGCCAACUGCGUCUGCCCAGCGGGAACUGUCGGCGAUCCGUUUGCCGAAGGUUGCCACAAGUCGCAGGAAUGUCGCUUCAAUAGAGACUGCCCACCGCUAGCACGUUGUACUGUCAUAGAUGGCAUCCGGAAAUGCACAGAUGCAUGCGAGAAUACGAAAUGCGGUCCGAAUGCAGAGUGUGUGGCCGCUAGACACACGGGUCAAUGUAAAUGCAAAUCAGGUUAUGUUGGAACUGCUAACGGUGAAAAAGGUUGUCGGCUACGAGAGAUUACGUGCUCACGUAGAACUGAUUGUCCCACUGAUAAGUACUGCCACAAAGGAAUUUGUAAAGAUUUAUGUCUUAUGGACGAAGAGUGUGGUUCGUCUGAAAAAUGCUCGAAUGGACAAUGCAUUAACCCUUGCAAAAUAGAAAAAGCGUGUGGCCUAAACGCGCAAUGUCGCACUGAAAACCAUAUAAAGCAAUGCAGUUGUGGCUACGGAUUUACUGGCAACCAAGACGUUGAAUGUGUUAGAAUUCCAAGGCUAUGCGGCGGUGCCGGCGAGUGCGAAAACGACCACAUGUGCCAAGACUCGAUGUGCGUCCCUCAGUGCAACAGUGAUGAGAAAUGCGCUUUGAAUGAGAGAUGCUCUAAAGGCGCUUGUUUGUUAACAUGCCGCGUGGAUAACGAUUGCUUCCUCGGUCACAUUUGCCUCGGAAACAGUUGCCAGUACGGAUGCAGGCAUGACGAAGAUUGUGGACCUGAAGAGUUAUGCAAAAACAACGUUUGCCAGAAUCCCUGCGCAGCUGAAAACAACCCAUGCGGGCCAAAUGCUCUGUGCUCCGUUGUGGACAGAAAAGCUAUGUGCUCUUGUCCUGAAGGACUAAUAGCCAACCCGACACCGAAUAUAGCUUGUGUCCGCAACCCAGCCAUAACCUGUCGCAUGCACACCGACUGUGCCACCGGCUGGAGGUGCGAGGACGACCGAUGCCGCCCAGCUUGUACGAUAGAUGGGUUACAGUGCCUGCAGGGAGAGCGUUGUGAUGCCGGGGUGUGCCGCUUUGCGUGCACUUCGGAUGGACAAUGCACGGAUGACGAAGUCUGCGACGGACGUCUGUGCGUCACGGGAUGCCGCUCUGAUACUCACUGCCCCAACGACUUGGCGUGCAGAGCGGGCCAGUGUGUCGACCCCUGCACUGAGCCAGCCACGUGCGGCGCCAACGCCAUCUGUACAACCAGAGACCAUAGACCUCUGUGUACGUGCCCACAGACCCUCACCGGUGAUCCUAAAUCAGUUUGCAGAAGAGAACCAACGCCUUGUGAUUUCAACAAGAACUGUGAUGAUGGCUUCAACUGUUACGGAGAUAUGUGUCAUCCAUCUUGCAGAAGCGACACGACUUGUUUGUCCAAUGAAAAAUGUAUUCGGGGCAUCUGUAGAGUGGUUUGUAACAACGACGAAGCCUGUAGUGGAGGACAAAUUUGUGAGAACAGAAUAUGUAAACAAGGAUGUCGUGACGACAAUGCUUGCCAAAUCAAUGAGGCAUGCCUUAAUGGACAGUGCAGAGAUCCUUGCAAAGAAAAUGGAAUGUGCGGUUUAUGUUCUGAUUGUCAAGUCCUUAAUCACCGAGCUCAAUGUAGUUGCUCAAGCAAUUACACCGGUAACGCGCUUGUGGAAUGCAAGAGAAAAAGAUUAUUGUGCGACGGUUUUUGUCCGUGUGAUGACAGCGGUUACUGCAUUACCCUCUGUGAGGACACCGCGGAAUGCUCGUGUGGCGAAAAAUGUUUCAACGGAGGUUGUCGCUCUAUGUGCUCGUCCAGAUCCAAGUGCCCCGAGAGACAAAUAUGCACCCAGGGUAUCUGCGUGCCCGGGUGCAACUCUGACAGAGACUGCGGAGACGACAUGAUGUGUUCCGAAUCGCUUUGUAUCGCGGCUUGCCAGGAAAAAACCUGUGGUAAAAAUGCAAUCUGUCUGGCGAGCCACCAUCGCGCCGUCUGCAGUUGUCCCAGUGGCUUUUCAGGAGAUCCGUUGAAAUCCUGCAAGUCGUACGAAUGCCUUCAGGACGAGGAAUGCGGGUCAGACGAGCGUUGUUCCACUGACGGAAAGUGCAAAAACGUCUGCCAGGGCGCUUGCGGUAACAAUGCGAUUUGCAGAUCCGUUAAUCGCGUGCCGCAGUGUUCCUGUCCUCCGAACUACGCCGGCAACGCCAAGAUAGAGUGCUCGAAGCCGGCGGCGGGCGCGUGCCUGCGCAACCCGUGCGGGAUCAACGCUCGCUGCCGCGACUUCGAGGACGGCAGCUACGAGUGCACGUGCGCGCCGUCGUGCGCCGGCGACCCGCAGCGGCAGUGCUUCUGCGGCAAGCUGGAGCCGUGCGCGCGCCGCUCCUGCGGGACCAACGCGCAGUGCCGCCUGGGAGCCGCCGGCGAGCCGCAGUGCUACUGCCCUAGGAACUACCCCAACGGAGACCCCAACAUAGAAUGUUCUGUAGAGAAAAGUCUUGUGGAUUGCCGCACGACCGGUUGUGGAUUGAAUGGGGAGUGUUUGAGGGAAGGAGCUGAAUUUGUUUGUAGAUGUAUUCCCGGAACGGAAGGGCAAGCUGAUAUCGAAUGCAAGACUAGUAUCGAAUGCACGAGCGACAAGGACUGUCCGGUGGACAAGGCGUGCCUGAGCCUGCACUGCGUGGACCCGUGCUCCGUGCGCGGCGCGUGCGGCGAGGACGCGCUGUGCGCGCCGCUGCUGCACCGCGCGCAGUGCGCGUGCCCGCAGUGCUACGUGGGGCAGCCGCGCGCCGCGUGCCGCCCCGACCCCGCGUGCUCGCCCGCCGCCGCCGGCAACACCACCUUCACCUGCUCGCGCGCCCGGCCCUGCCCGCCGCGCCUCGCCUGCGACCUCGACACCGGCCAGUGCCGCAACCCCUGUCUCGGCUACCAAAACUGCAAACGCAACCAGAAAUGCGAGGUUCGGAACCACAACCCUGUUUGUGUUUGUCGAAACGGAUUCGCACUCAACGAGAAGGGCGAGCUCACGUGCGCCCCGGAACACGCAGAAUGUACAAGAGACGAACAAUGUCCAUCUAAUGCAGCUUGUCGUAAUUCUAAGUGUGUGAAUCCAUGUCUGACGUCGAAAACGGCAAUUUGUCCGAAAGGAAAACAAUGCGAAGUAGUAGAACACCGUGCCCUGUGCAUGUGCGUAGAGGACUGUCACCCGUCUGUGUCGAUAUGUUUGAGAGACACGGGAUGUCCACAAAACUUGGCAUGCAAAGAUUUCCAAUGCAAAGAUCCAUGCAAGGGCGCAUGUGGAGGCGCGCCAUGCUCGGUGGAAGAUCAUCACCCUGUAUGCAAGUUUUGUCCAAAUGGAUUCACACAUGAUGACAAACAUGGCUGUAUAAAAGCUCUAGAGUGCGGCGCGCACGAGCACUGCGCCGCGGGGCUGGCGUGCGUGGAGGGGCGCUGCGGCGACCCCUGCGCGCGCGGCGGGCCCUGCGCGCCCGGCCAGCACUGCGCCGUCGUCGACCACCAACCCGUCUGCUCCAAAGUCUGUCAGUGUCAAACCUCAUCAGACUGCGCUCGCUACCCGAACACGUACUGCGAUGGCUGCGCCUGCAUCGGCGGUGGAAGACCAGUCACGAACUGUGCGCACUGCCGGCCUGGAGUGCCGUGCGAUCCGUUCUCGGGCGCCUGCAUGGAAAAUGAACGUCCUAAAAACUUAACACUAACCGAAACUCAAUCCGCUGGUAGCACUACAGUUGUCACUGAAGAUUUGGAAAGUGGAUCUACUUCUACUGAACACUCUUUACAGACGGACGUUGAUAAUUUAACAACUGACUCUACUAAUAUGACACCUAAUUCUGAAAUGACAACUAAUGUAGGGCUCAUCUCUACUGACACAUCUACAGAAACAACUAUUAACUAUGAAGAAAGUGAAACCAGUGUCACUUCAACCAUAUUGAUGGAUGAGUCAUCAAAAACAUAUGACUCUAAAGAUACUACUACAUCUUACUUUACAACUAGUUCUCUCAAAGAGACAUCAACAGAAGUUACACAAUCUAUGGAGCCCAGAACUAUUGGAGAAGAUUUCAAUAUACCAACAGAGGCAACAACAAGUAAAUUUAAUACUGAUGCUUUCGAAAAUGACAUAGCAGUUUCAACUCCAAACGUUCUAUCAGAUAAGACGACAAAUGAUUUAUGGGGAGAUUCUGGCGAGAUGCGUGAUAUUACUAUUGUUAAUAUAGGUAGCACAACGGAUUUAAAUGAAUACACAGAGGAAACCUCUCAAAAGUCUACGGAUAACAAUAAAACAGUAAACACACAACAUAAAUCACCCGAAAAUCAACGAAAACUUACUAACAAUGAAAGUUUAGUAACUACUCCAAAAAUAAUAAAUGAUAAUGUAACUGACACAAGCUACGAUAUGCAAACUACAACAUUAUUCACAACUGCAGCAUUAUCUGACAUAACAGGUCCUGUGAUAGAAACAUCGACGUCUUUUGAAACAACUACUGUUAAUUCUAAAAACUAUAUAACAGAUAACACUUUAGUUACUACACCAAGAGUCAGUGAUGGUUCUGAUGGAGUAACGAAUCCAACGACUCUGAAAUCAAUAGAAAAUGACUUAACUGUAACUGACGAAAUCGUAUCGGUAAAAGGUGAGACUAAACAAAACACUGUUACUCCAGAAUAUCAAGAAUCAACUUCAUACCAUUAUACGACUGUAAGAACCACUACUUUGACUGAGGCUGAAGAAACAAGUGACGAAAUUGUAACAUAUACAACAGGAAGUUACCAGUUAUCGACGACAUCAGAUAACAGUGUAACUACAGGUAGUGCAAUGGAUGAAGGAGAUAGAACAGAAAAAUAUGUUCCACACAUAAAAGAUAUUGUGACCGAAAUUUCAGGAACAGCCACCGGAACUAUAACUGAAAGCACAACAAAAAAUAUUAUUGACAGCAUAAAGUCGACACCUGAUUUGGAAUCGAGUACACUACUAUCAGAUCGCCAGCAAACAAGUUCAGAGAUUCUAUAUGACACCUCUACAAAAAGUUAUGAAAUUUCAAACACCUUCGACGAUUCCGGAAUCACUAUUGGGAGUAGUACAUCAUACAAAGAGUUAUUGGACGAAACAACCACGGAAUACAUAGAAAAAAAUACCCAAAUAAAUUCAGUUUAUACAACGUCCGAUAUGAUGUCUCCUGAUUCCCAAAGGAAUACGACCGUCUUGCAAGUAACAACUACUACAUCAGAAAUAUCAGUACCUGAUACUACAUCAUUGAAAGUAGAGGGCUUCGUAACUGAUAAAAGUGUAACAACCACAGAACUCACCACAGAUAAAAAUGAUUAUGAGGGUCAAUUUUCAACUACUGAUAUAAAUAACCAUGGUGAUAUUAAACAAUCAUUCACAACUGACAUUCCAACUACUCUAGAAGAAUUAACUUUUGAUACCGAUGGUAAUCAUAUCACCAAGUCAGAAUACGAUACUACAACACUUACAACAAACAAAAAACCUUUACAAGAUGGACUAACCAUUGAAACAACUACGUCAGAAACUGAGGAUUUAAUGGACAUAAAUAUGGGCACUACAAGAGAAGCAUUAGAUAUAUCGCAAUUUUCAACUUCGCGCACGAAUUUUGAUAUUUCUACAGUAACAGAAAUACCUACAACGAAUACUCAAGUAAUUAACACAUUACCGCAAACUAUAACAGAAAAUAUUAUAACAGAUAUUACAAGCAAAAGAUCAGAAACUUCAACAACAAAAGAGUACACUUCAACAUCAUUCGCAGAAAACACAGUAACUGAUAGGAGUAAAAAUACAAAAGUUACAUCGAUUGGAUCUGAAUAUGAACUUUCAACCAUCAGAAAUGAAGAUACUGAUAAUGGCGUUCCAGAAUAUACCACGCCAAACGUUGAAUCAACUAAUACUCCAUCCAGUCGCCAGGAAAGUGCAUCAGAAACUGAUAUUAUAACUAAUAGUUAUACCUCAACACCUGCUGAUGUUACAUUUGAUAGCUAUACCUCAAUAUCUACUGUAUUAGACGAUAUGCAAAUGUUGACAACGGAUAAAGAAAUUAAUAAUUUUGUAACAACACCAAAAAUUGAAAAUUUACAAACAGAUAUGGAUUUCGUUUUAAAAAAAGUUACAACAGAGUCUGCUAUUACUUCAAAAUUCCCAACAACAGUACCACAAAGAGAAUCACUAAAUGAUCAUUCAUCGUCCACGGUUAAAGUCCCAACACCGAUGGUUUCUGGUACUGAAGAUGAUUUGCAUACAGUUACAACAGUUUCUGAUAGUAAAAUUUCUUCGACCAAAAAACUAUUUACUAAUGCCCCUCAUACAGACGGUACGAAUGAAUAUAUUACUUCCACAACUUUUACUUACACUAAGCAAAGCAAGGAGGAUUCAGGGCUAACAACGGAAGUCACAAGUAAUCCAAUCUGGGUUACUACGGAUACAGAUAACACAAAUGAACAACCACUUAUCUCUACAGAAAAUGUAGUAGAACAAAUAAAAACUGUGGUAACGGAUAAAAUUGAUAGUUUUACGACGACUAACGUCAAUGUAAAUGAAUUAACUACGUCUUCUAGUUUGAAUGAUCUUACUUCUACAAUACAAUCUGAAUCGUAUGAUACAAAUACACCAUCAACAAUGAGUACAUUCACUGCAGAAUAUACACCGUAUCAGAAUGAUAAAGUAGGAGAUUCAAUGCAAACAGUAACAGUAAGUACUACAAGUACCGAAACACCAAAUGAAACAGAAUAUACUACGAAGCAAAAUGAAAUACAAGGAUUUUCAACACAUGCAGUAACAGAAAGUACAACCAUUAGCGAAAUACAAAAUUUUACUGAGUAUACAACGAAUCUAUAUGUCAAACAAGGAUAUACAACACAAAGAGUAACAGAUAGUGCCACAAGUAGGGAAACACAAACUCUUACAGAAUAUACUACAAAUCAAAAUGAAAUAAAAGGAUUUUCAACACCAGCAGUAACUGAAAGUACUACCAGUAGCGAAAAACUCGAUAUUACUGAAUAUACUACGAAUCUAUAUGAUAAACAAGAAUAUACUACACAAAGAGUUACAGAUAGUGCUACAAGUAGCGAAACACAAACUCUAACAGAAUAUACUACAAAACAAAAUGAAUUACAAGGAUAUUCAACACUAGCAGAAACUGAAAGUACUAACAGUAGCGUAAAACUAGAUGUUACUGAAUAUACCACGAAUCUAUUUGACAAACAAGAAUAUACAACACAAAGAGUAACAGAUAGUGCCACAAGUAGCGAAACACAAACUCUAACAGAAUACACUACAAAACAAAAUGAAAUACAAGGAUAUUCAACACCAGCUGAAACUGAAAGUACUACCAGUAGCGUAGAUGUUACUGAAUAUACCACGAAUCUAUUUGACAAACAAGAAUAUACAACACAAAAAGUAACAGAUAGUGCCACAAAUAGCGAAACAAAAAUUAUUACAGAAUAUACUACAGAUCCAAAUGAAAUGCAAGAAUUUUCAGCAUCAACAGUAACUGUAAGUUCUACCAGUAGCGAAAAACAAAACGUUACAGAAUAUACUACGAACCAUGAAUACGAAAUAGGAUAUACAACACAAAGAGUAACAGAUAGUGCCACAGGUAGCGAAACACCAGAAUAUACUACAAAACAAAAUGAAAUACAAGAAUUUUCAACUCCAACAGUAACUGAAAGUACUACCAGCAGCGAAAAACAAAACGAUACAGACUAUACAACGUAUCAUAAUGAGGAAAUAGGAUAUACGACACAAACAGUAACAAAAAGCACCACAAGUAGUGAACCACAAAAUGUUACAGAAUAUACAACGAAUCAAAAUGAAAUACAAGGAUUUGCAACCCAACCAGUAACAGAAACUGCCACAGGUAGUACACUCGCCGAUUCUUCAACAAUUCAAAAUGACUUGUACUACACUACAGUAUUUGACGAUGAUCUAUCAAAUACACAAAGUGAAAAUGAUACGAAAUCGGUCAAUAGCUCUACAGCAACAUCAAUCACUACAACUGAAGCAAUCACCGUUCCACCAACAAAUGAUUCUUCAUAUCGUAGAAAAGAUGUCGAUAUUCUUGCUUGGACUGACUCAACCCCUUUAAACGACUCACCAUCUACUGAAACAGCUUCGACCACUGACUUAACAAUUAACACCUGUAAAGAGCACUCACAAUGUCCAAUGGAUAAUUUCUGCUUCAAUGGAGUAUGCGAAAACCCGUGUUUAGUGGUCCCGAUGCCGUGUUCACCGAACACUGUUUGUAAAGUAGUCGACCGCGCCGCCGCGUGCGUGUGCGACGACGCUGCCGGGAUCUACUGUGUUAUAGAAUCACCCGGGACACCCAAGGCACCUGAACCCUGUCAUUCCGACCGGGACUGUAUAGAGACCGAGGCCUGCUUUAUGGGUCUGUGUCAGAACCCGUGUGAGUUUGACAAUGUGUGUGGGGCGGGCGCCAACUGCCAGCCCGUAAAGCAGAGGCCGAUGUGCUCGUGCCCCUCGGGGCAUGACGGAGAUCCUGCUGUUAAAUGCUCACCUAAAAUAACUGGUUGCACUCGGAAUGAAGAUUGUCACUUGACUGAGGCUUGUAUAAAUAAUGCAUGUCAGCACCCAUGUGCCAUACACAACCCGUGCGCACCAAACGCUGUAUGUAUAAAUACCAACCACGGAUCAGACUGUAGCUGCGCCGAGGGAUACCAAGGAAAUGGAUACGUCGGAUGCGUACCGGUUAUCGAGUCACAUUCAGUAUGUCAGUACAAUGAGGAUUGUCCACCAGAAUUGCUUUGCGAUAGAUUGAACAGAGUGUGUAUUAGCCCGUGCAAUGAUGAUUCUUGCGGCGACAACGCAGAAUGUAUUCCAGAGAAUCACGGCAUGCAAUGCAAAUGCUUUUCUGGAUACACUGGAAACCCAUUCGUAGAAUGUUACCAAGUACAAGGAUGCAGAUCUGACAACGAAUGUGCGAACUCCGAGGCUUGUAUAAAUGGAAAAUGCGCUUCACCGUGUAGGUGUGGUUUUAACGCAGUUUGCGAUGUCUUGAACCACCGCGCAUCGUGCAAGUGUUUGCCAGGGUACACGGGCAACCCUCAGCUGGGAUGUGACGCGCCGGCCAAUCCUUGCUCGCCGAACCCGUGCGGAAUCAAUGCCUUGUGUGAAAAUGACAACGGAAACCCAAUAUGCUUCUGUCCAAAGGGAUUGACCGGAAAUCCGUUCAAGACUUGCAUUCCUGAAGGAAACGAGUGUGAACCAAAUCCAUGUGGAGACAACUCCGGUUGUCGUUUGAUAGAAAACAAGCCAGCAUGUUUCUGUUUGCCAAAUUACGAAGGAAAUCCACCACGAUACCCCUGCAAACUACCUAACAACCCAUGUAAUCCAUCACCAUGCGGACCCAACACACAAUGUACCGUUUUGUCUAAUGGAUUUGCGAAAUGUACCUGUUUGGAAGGUUAUGUCGAGAGUCCUAAUACUGUGAGAGGAUGCAUUGAAGCGCGUAACCCAUGUGAGCCAAAUCCUUGUGGCAACGGUGCUAGGUGUGACCCCAACAGGGUCCCAGCUUGUUACUGUCCAGAAAGUACUCUCGGAAACCCAUACAAGUCCUGCAGUCCUCAGGCAUAUUUACCACCAGAAGUGUUAUGUAAACCAGGACCAUGUGGAGCGAAUGCAGACUGCUACGUAAGCAGUAACAGAGAGAUGUGCUUCUGCAAAACAGGAUACACAGGAGAUGCGUAUGCUGGAUGUAAACCACAGAGAAGCCCAUGCACACCCAGCCCGUGUGGCCCUCAGGCCAUAUGUAAUGCAAACUUUGAAGGACAAGCGACCUGUUCCUGCCCUGAGGGUAGUACCGGAGACCCGUACGGAAUUAACGGCUGUGUGGCCAGAGAGUGCGAAGUGGAUGACGAAUGUCCUAGAAACAAAGCUUGCAUAGGUUACUCUUGUUUAGAUCCGUGCCCAGGUUCAUGUGGAUUGAAUGCCAAUUGUCACGUAGAAUCACAUCGUCCAACUUGCGUAUGUAAUCCAGGUUUUAUUGGCAAUCCGUUAAUAUGCUGCUUACCACCAGAAGAUCAAAAAUCGUCAAGACCGUGUAGCAGAGCUCAAUGUGGAAUAAAUGCUAUCUGCCAAGAUGUCGGUGAACAAGCCCUGUGCUCAUGUCCACACGAUUUCAUUGGUGAUCCUACAGUAGAAUGCAAACCAGCUUGUGUAAUGAAUUCAGAAUGUCCAUCGAAUGAAGCGUGUGUUAACAAGAAAUGCGUCGAUCCUUGUGCAUUCAACAACGUUUGUGGAAUUAACGCAGUGUGUUUGUGUUCAGAGCACACAGUUUCAUGUCUUUGCCCCGAUGGAUACAUAGGAGAUCCGUUAACUCAAUGUAUUUAUAGACCAAUAAUCAUACCGUCAGACAACACCACCGCACAGCCAUGUACACCGAACCCUUGCGAUCCCAACGCACCUUGCGACACAUACGGAAAUCAGUUCGCUGUCUGCGACCCGUGCAACGGUCCCGAUUCAUCGAACAACCCGGCGUGUCGACCUGAGUGCGUUCUCAGCUCAGACUGCGCCUUCAACAAGGCUUGCCUCAGGAACAGAUGUGUGGAUCCGUGUCCGGGAUCAUGCGGUGUUAACGCUGAAUGUACCGUUUACCAACACGAUCCGAUAUGCCGAUGUGUCCACGGGUUCAUAGGAAAUCCGUAUGAGCACUGUAAACCAACUAUUACAGCUGUGGAAGCAGAAACUUGUGACCACAUUCAAUGUGGUGCUAACGCUGUAUGCGAAGAUCUGAAUGGAGCACUUACAUGCACAUGUUUGCCGAAUUUCUAUGGAAACCCGUACCUCUCAUGCAGACCUGAAUGUGUUGCCAACAGCGACUGUAGUCCUACGCUAGCAUGUCUGAACAACAAAUGUGAAAAUCCAUGCAAUGGCGUUUGUGGAGUUAGCGCUCUGUGUGAAACUGUGAACCAUCACGCCGUGUGUUACUGUCCGCCCGGCCAGUCUGGCGACCCGUACGUGCGCUGCCAACCGGCUCCAGAUACCCCGACCACUCCAACACUAUCCAUUUGUGAUCCUUCCCCUUGUGGACCAUACAGCAGAUGCCUCGUUUCACCAUCCGGAUUCGCCGUGUGCUCUUGUCUCCCAGGAUAUAAGGGAGUAGCACCUAUGUGCCAGCCAGAGUGCGUUAGCACAUCGGAUUGCCGACAGACGGAAACAUGCGUGAACCAAAAAUGUAUAGAUCCAUGCCAAGGUAGCUGCGGAGUGGAUGCUGAAUGUAUGGUUAUAAAUCACAACCCCAUAUGCACAUGUGGUCCAGGAUCCACAGGAGAUCCAUUUGUUCGCUGUGUGCCAGACGUACACGAGAAGUCAGAUGGCAAGAAUCCGUGUGUACCGUCGCCGUGCGGGCCAAACUCAAUAUGUGAAGUGAAAUCAAAUCAUCCCGUCUGUUCAUGUGGACCAAAUUAUUCGGGAACACCACCAUAUUGUCGCCCCGAGUGCAUCAUUAGCCAAGAAUGUCCAUCUAAUCAAGCAUGUAUCAAUGAAAAAUGCAGGGAUCCAUGUAUUGGAUCAUGUGGAAGCAACGCCAAGUGUGACGUUAUCAACCAUACGCCUUUGUGCAGUUGUUUGGACGGUUAUAGAGGAGAUGCUUUCAUCGGUUGCAAUCCGAUCAUAAAGGACGAAACACCUGCUCCUUGCAACCCAUCGCCUUGCGGAGACAAUACAAUUUGUACAGUAAUGAAUGGAGUCGCUCGUUGUUCCUGCAUACCUCCAAACAUUGGAAAUCCUUAUGCUGGAGGAUGUCGACCAGAAUGUUCUUUGAACUCUGACUGUCCUAACAACCUUGCUUGUUUGUCAAACCACUGCCGUGAUCCAUGCAGAGAUUUAUGCGGUGUAAACGCAGAGUGUACUGUUACCAAUCAUUUGCCCGUCUGCACUUGCUUCAAAGGUCAUACGGGUGAUCCUUUCUCAUCUUGUAGACCGCAAUCGAGACCAUUGGCACCAAUGAACCCAUGCGAGCCGUCCCCGUGCGGGCCCAACAGCGAGUGCCACGUGUCGAACGACCGCGCGGCGUGCUCGUGCCGGCCCGGCUACACGGGCACGCCGCCCGGCUGCCGCCCCGAGUGCGUCAUCAACUCCGACUGCCCCGCCAACAGAGCCUGCAUCAACCUCAAGUGCAUAGACCCCUGCGUGCACAGUUGCGGCAUAGACGCGCGGUGCCAUGUGGUUGGACACAAUCCGAUCUGCACAUGUCCCGAGAAUCUUCCUGACGGCGAUCCGUUUAUCAAAUGCAACAGGAAAACAAUGAUGUACCCGCCACCGGACCCGUGCCUGCCGUCGCCUUGCGGGCCGCACUCGUCGUGCCGCAGCGAGGGCGGGCGCGCCGUGUGCGCGUGCGAGCCGGGCACGCUGGGCGCGCCGCCCUCGUGCCGCCCGCAGUGCGUCAUCAACCAGGACUGCCCGCUGGCGCUGGCCUGCCUGGCCGGCUCCUGCGUCAACCCCUGCGCCGGCUCCUGCGGCUUCAACGCGCGCUGCGUCGUGCAGAACCACCGCCCGCUGUGCUCCUGUGAUGAAGGGUACUCUGGUGAUCCAUUCGCCGGUUGUAACCAUCUUGAAACACCCAAAGAUAUACCGAGUCAUCCGUGCAGUCCGUCGCCUUGCGGACCGAAUGCUAUAUGCAAUGAAAGAAACGGCGCAGGCUCCUGCACUUGUGCAGAUGACUUUUUCGGGGAUCCGUACCUUGGUUGCCGUCCUGAAUGUGUCAUGAAUACGGACUGCCCGUCAGACAGAUCAUGCUUCAACAAUAAAUGUGUGGACCCUUGCCCGGGUAUCUGUGGGCAGAAUGCUAAAUGUAAUGUCAUCAACCACGCACCUUCAUGUUACUGCUUACCUGGAUAUAGUGGAAACCCUCUAUACGCAUGCUCUCCUAUUACGAUUGUAGCUGAGCAUUUGGAUCCUUGCAAUCCUUCACCUUGCGGACCGUACAGUAACUGUCGUACAUUUAAUGGGCAUGCCGUUUGCACUUGUCUUGAAAAGUGUAUCGGAUCGCCACCGAAUUGCCGACCGGAAUGUAUCGUUAGUUCUGACUGCAGACCAAACUUGGCCUGUAUGAACCAAAAAUGUAAGGACCCUUGUCCGGGAAUGUGUGGUAUUAAUGCACAGUGUCAAGUGGUGAACCACAACCCUAUAUGCAGUUGUCUAAAUGGACAUACCGGAGAUCCUUUCAUUAGAUGUUACAUAGAAGAACGCGAUAUGAUUCCUAUAAACAAAUGCGAACCAAACCCAUGUGGACCAAAUUCUCUAUGCAAAGAGAUUAACAAUGUGGCAGUAUGCUCAUGCUCAAGGAACUAUAUCGGUCGUCCACCGAACUGUAGGCCGGAGUGUGUGAUAGACGUGGAGUGCCCCGGCAACCUGGCGUGCAUCUCCGAGCGCUGCGGCGACCCGUGCCCCGGCUCGUGCGGCCCGCACGCCGCCUGCAACGUCGUCAAACACGUGCCGAUAUGCACUUGCGAUUUAGGGUACACAGGAGAUCCAUUCUCAGGAUGCUAUCCAACUCCAAAUAUCGAACCUCAAGUAGAAAGUCCAUGUUCACGAUCACCGUGUGGCGCCAAUGCUCUGUGUAAAGAACGAAACGGAGUAGGCUCGUGCACUUGCCUUCCGGAAUAUUACGGUGACCCGUAUACAGAAUGCAGGCCAGAAUGUGUCUUGAACUCCGACUGUACUAAAGACAGAGCGUGUAUAAAUAACAAAUGCAAGGAUCCAUGCCCCGGAGUGUGCGGGAUGAACGCCGAAUGUCGCGUCAACAACCACGCGCCGUCGUGCGCCUGCCUGCCUGGCUAUGAAGGAAAUCCGUUCACUUCUUGUUACAUAACUGUAAUAGAAGAGCCGGUAAAUCCAUGUUUGCCUUCACCCUGUGGUCCAUUCAGUAUAUGCCGAGUAAACGAUAGGCAUGCGAUAUGUUCUUGUCAAGAGCAGUACUUUGGCUCUCCUCCUAAUUGCCGACCGGAGUGCAUGGUCAGCAGUGAGUGCAUGCCCAACAAGGCUUGUUACAACCAAAGAUGUAUCGACCCGUGCGUUGGCGCUUGUGGUACAAAUGCUAAAUGCAGUGUGGUCAACCACAAUGCCUUAUGCAGCUGUCCUAAUAAUUACGCCGGAGAUCCUUUCGUACAUUGCGCUGUCGCAGAUAGACCACAACCAAAACCUAGUGGUAACCCAUGUGUGCCAUCACCGUGUGGUCCAAACUCACAGUGUAGAGUUAUCGGAGAGACUCCAGCUUGCUCAUGUGAACCUGGCUACGUGGGACGAGCGCCCAACUGCCGCCCUGAAUGUAUCUAUGACGGAGAAUGCCCGAGCAACCUAGCGUGUGUCCGCGAGAAGUGUAUCAACCCUUGUGAUGGAUCUUGCGGAUCAAAUACCGAUUGUGUAGUCAUAAAUCACAAAGCCGCUUGUCAUUGCCGUGAAGGCUACACUGGUGAUCCUUUUAGAGGUUGCCGAUUUUUAAUAACGGUAGCCGUCGAAGAAGAAGUAAACCCGUGCAAUCCUUCACCUUGUGGACCUAAUGCUAUAUGCACUGAGAAGUAUUCGGCAGGAGCGUGCACGUGUGAACCAGGAUACUUUGGUGACCCGUACCUCGGUUGUAGACCAGAAUGUGUUACAAAUAACGAUUGCCCGACAGACAAAGCAUGCUCCAACAAUAAAUGCGUAAAUCCAUGUCAAAGUGCUUGUGGCAUAAACGCACAAUGCCACGUGGCUCACCAUACUCCUGUUUGUUUAUGCAUUGAUGGGUACGAAGGAAAUCCUGUAGUAUCAUGCCACCCGCAACGAUCACCACCACUCGCUGAUACCAAUCCAUGUGUGCCUUCACCGUGCGGACCGUAUAGUACUUGCAAAGUGUUGGAAGGUCACGGAGUGUGCUCGUGCCAGCAAGGCUACGUGGGCUCGCCGCCCAUGUGCCGGCCCGAGUGCGUGAUCAGCACGGACUGCCCGCAGCACCAGGCGUGCAUGAACCAGAAGUGCAAAGACCCGUGCCCGGGAACUUGCGGCGUAAACGCCCGAUGCCAAGUCAUUAAUCAUAAUCCUAUUUGCACUUGCAAGCCAGGAUUCUCUGGUGAUCCGUUCGUUACAUGCCGCGUACAGCAAAAACCUAUCUUUGAGGGACCUAAGGGAAAUCCAUGCAUACCUUCACCAUGUGGUCCAUAUUCUCAAUGUAAAUUAGUUGGAGAAGCGCCUGCAUGUUCUUGCUUACCAAACUAUAUUGGUAUUGCACCAAACUGUAGACCGGAAUGUUCCAUCAACGCGGAGUGUCCCGGUAACCUUGCAUGUCAGAAUGAGAAAUGUGUAGAUCCGUGUCCGGGGUCAUGUGGUUUCAACGCGGAAUGCUCUGUAGGAAAUCAUGUUGCUCUUUGUAAUUGUUUGCCCGGACAUACUGGAGAUCCUUUCAGCGGAUGUUCAAGAAUUGAAUAUGUCUCCGAACCGCCACCAAACCCAUGCAACCCCUCGCCUUGCGGAGCAAACGCUCAGUGUAAAGAAAGGAAUGGAGUUGGAUCAUGUUCUUGUUUGCCUGAAUAUUUCGGAGAUCCUUACACAGGCUGCAGGCCCGAAUGUGUGUCCAACUCUGAUUGCGACAGAAAUAAGGCUUGUUCGAACAACCGAUGCAAGGACCCUUGCCCAGGGGCUUGUGGCAUUAAUGCUGAAUGUAGAACUGUUAACCAUUCACCAACUUGCUCGUGUCUCAACGGCUACAGUGGAAACCCAUUGGUCCGAUGUGAAAUCGAUCGAAUUCCACCAAGAGAAGAAACAGUACUUGAUUCCUGUCAGCCAUCUCCCUGCGGUCCAAAUAGUCUUUGUCGAGCCGUCAACGGCCACAGUGUGUGCUCUUGUGAGAGUGGAUUCAUUGGGACUCCGCCAUCUUGUCGACCGGAAUGUAUCGUCAGCUCAGAGUGUCCACAAAACAAAGCGUGCGUCAACAAGAAGUGCAUUGACCCAUGUCCGAAUACAUGUGGUCUUAACGCCCGAUGCCAAGUUAUUACACACAAUCCCAUAUGCAGCUGCACACCUGGUUUCACCGGGGAUCCGUUCACAAGAUGUUCACCAGAAGAAAAAAUGGUACAAACAAACCCUUGCGUUCCUUCUCCAUGUGGACCGAACUCGGAAUGCCGUGUAAUUGGCGACCAAGCAGCUUGCUCUUGUAUGCCGAACUACAUCGGCCGAGUUCCGAACUGCAGGCCAGAAUGUACAAUUGACGCUGAAUGUCCAAGUAAUGCUGCUUGCAUAAAUGAACGAUGCAAAGACCCUUGCCAAGGUGGAUGCGGACUCAAUGCUUUGUGUCUGACCGUCAAUCACAGACCUAUUUGUAGUUGCCAGCAAGGAUUUACAGGAGAUGCAUCGAGUAAUUGUGUCCAGAUGGUGAUAUCAUCCACUGAGGUGACACCAACAUCUAGUCCUUGCACGCCGUCCCCGUGUGGACCAAACGCAGAAUGCCGAGAACACAACGGAGCCGGCGCCUGCUUCUGCUCGGAGGCCUACGAGGGAGACCCGUACAGUCCCCAGGGAUGUCGCAGGGAAUGUGAGAACAACGACGAGUGUGCGCCGAACUUGGCAUGCACCCGCUUCAAGUGCAUAGACCCAUGCCCGAGGACGUGCGGCCAAAUGGCUCAGUGUACUGUUGAAAAUCAUGUGCCUGUGUGCAGUUGCCCACGUGGCUACUCUGGAGAUCCAUUCUUCCAAUGCAGGGAAAUCGUAUUAGAUUCUACACCACCACAAAACCCAUGCGAGCCUACCCCUUGUGGACCGAAUAGUCAAUGCAGACAAGUGAACAUGCAAGCCGUUUGUUCAUGUCUACCGAACUACGUUGGAUCACCGCCAGGAUGCAGACCUGAAUGUGUUGUGAACAGCGAAUGUGAUACUUCUAAGGCUUGCAUCAAUCAGAAAUGUGAUGACCCAUGUCCGAACACUUGUGGACUGAGAGCACAUUGCCUUGUGAAGAACCAUAAUCCAAUAUGUACUUGCCCUCUGGGAAUGACAGGCGAUCCAUUUACUCAAUGCUAUUCGAUACCAGUCACAACUGAGAGACCUCCUUCAUGUAAUCCGUCCCCAUGUGGCCCUCACUCUCGCUGUCAGUUGCUGGCUAGCGGACCGGCUUGCUCCUGCCUGCCAGGAUAUGUGGGCUCCCCACCAUCGUGCAGACCGGAAUGUACCAUCAACUCUGAAUGUCCUGCGUCGCUGGCGUGUGUACGACAGAAAUGCGAAGAUCCAUGCCCUGGCUCAUGCGGUAUUGAUGCCAGCUGCCAUGUUUUGAAUCAUGUUGCAGUUUGCGUAUGCAAUGAAGGUUACAGUGGUGAUCCAUUCUCCAGAUGCUCACCGGUUUUGGCAGCACCAACUACACCUGAACCAACUGACCCUUGCAAUCCAUCGCCUUGUGGACCAAAUGCUCAAUGUGAUAAUGGCUUCUGCACUUGUUUGCCGGAGUACAAUGGAAAUCCAUAUGAAUCCUGCAGACCGGAAUGUACGGGAAGUCAAGAAUGUCCCAGAGAUAAGGCUUGCUUCAGAAACAAAUGCCGUGACCCAUGUCCAGGCGUGUGUGGACAAAACGCCAAAUGUGACGUCAUCAAUCACAUACCAACAUGCUCGUGUAUUUCUGAUUACACUGGAGAUCCGUUUACUCAUUGUCAUCCAAUGGAAGAAGUUAAACAACAACCAAGAGAUCCUUGUCACCCAUCACCUUGCGGACCUAACAGCGUGUGCAGAAAUGUUGAUAAUACUGGUGUGUGUGCUUGUAUGGAAGGAUUCCAAGGCUCUCCACCAGCUUGUAGACCAGAAUGUGUUGUUAGCUCAGAGUGUCCAUCAGUUAAGGCCUGCGUCAAUCAGAAGUGCAUAAACCCAUGCAUCAAUGCAUGCGGCUCAUCAGCAAGGUGUGAGGUUAUAAACCACAGCCCCAUUUGCAGUUGCAAUGCAGGACAAACGGGUGAUCCAUUCAAGAGUUGCUACGACAUAGUGGCGUCACCACCAGAUCCAGUAGACGCUUGUAACCCCUCUCCGUGUGGCCCUAAUGCGGAAUGUUUAGAUAGAAAUGGAAAAGCUAACUGCAAAUGUAUUGAUACUUACAUAGGACAACCUCCAAACUGUCGACCUGAAUGUGUCAUUAAUCCUGAUUGCCCAUCGAACCAGGCAUGUAUACGAAACAGAUGUGUAGACCCGUGUCCAGGCUCCUGUGGAGUUAACGCUGACUGUCUUGUCAUCAGUCACACGGUUUCGUGCAGUUGCAAGGAAAAGUACACUGGGAAUCCAUUUUUACAAUGUGUCCCACAAGAAGAUAAAGUAGUCCAACCUUGUGAUCCAUCACCGUGUGGAGCGAACGCAAUAUGCACGCAACGCGACGGCGCGGGUGCUUGCUCCUGCCUGGAAGGCUACCAAGGAAACCCGUAUGACGGCUGUCGGCCAGAGUGCGUGCUCAGCUCAGACUGUUCGGCAGACAAAUCCUGCAUUAGGAACAAGUGCGCUGACCCUUGCCCAGGAGUGUGCGGAUCUAACGCAGAAUGUUCGGUCAUCAACCACGUGCCAUCGUGCGCUUGCAUAAAGGGAUUCUCAGGAAAUCCAUUCGUACAAUGCUCGAGGGAUGAAAUACCAGAGCUGACCAGACCCUGCCAACCAUCGCCCUGUGGACCUAACAGUAUCUGUAGAGAGAACGGCGGCUUAGCCUCAUGUGAAUGUCUUCCUGAGUACCGAGGAGCGCCACCUGACUGCCGACCAGAAUGCACGGUUAACAGCGAGUGUCCUACAGACCGAGCUUGUCAUAGACUGAAGUGCGCUGAUCCUUGCCGAGGUACUUGUGGUAUAGGAGCGCAUUGUCAAGUGGUCAAUCACAGUCCUCUCUGUAGUUGCCCAGCUGGCUACAGCGGAGAUCCAUUUACAAGAUGUGUUGAAAUACCAAGAUCAGAACCUCCGAUUGAAACUCCGCUGCAACCAUGCCAGCCUAACCCAUGCGGACCGUACAGUGAGUGUCGACCACUCAACGGAAAUCCGUCCUGUUCUUGCUCGCAGGGCUACAUGGGCGCUCCACCAAAUUGCCACCCAGAAUGUAUUGUAAACACUGACUGCCCCUCACAUCAAGCUUGUAUUGCUGAGAAAUGUACAAACCCUUGCGAAGGUUCGUGUGGAUUCAGAGCUGAAUGUCGAGUUCAUGAUCACAUACCUAUAUGCAGCUGUCCUUCAAGUUAUUCUGGCGAUCCAUUCAUUCAAUGCUCCGAAGUUAUUUUAACGCCAACACAAUCACCUGACCCUUGCGCCCUGUCGCCUUGUGGAAGCAACGCUCUAUGCGAUGACGGCCAAUGCUCUUGCGCGCCAGGGUACUUCGGUGAUCCGUACUUCGGUUGCCGAUUGGAAUGCAGCACGAACGGCGAAUGUUCUCCGACAAAGACCUGUCAAGGAGGCAAGUGUGUGGACCCGUGUCCGGGAGCGUGCGGCACCAGCGCCGUGUGCGCCGUCAACAACCACAUCCCGUCCUGCACGUGCCCGCCCGGCACGUCUGGCGAUCCAUUUAACUUCUGCGCCGAAGUUGUUGUCAAGGAUAUACAAUUACAGACAUCGGCUUGCUCUCCAUCACCUUGUGGUCCAUACAGUGAAUGCUCAGUGAGCGGUAACGGAGCGGCGGCGUGCUCGUGCCGCGCCGGCCACAUCGGCUCCCCGCCCAACUGCCGACCCGAGUGUCUGGUCAGUGCCGAGUGUAAGCUGCAGCACGCGUGCAUAGAGCGCCGCUGCCGAGACCCGUGCGAGGGAGCUUGCGGACGAGGCGCCAGGUGCCACGUCAUAGCGCACUCACCGAUCUGUACCUGCAAUGACGGAUACACUGGCGAUCCAUUCACUUACUGCUACCCUGCUCCAGCUCCACCAUCACAACCGAUAGACCCGUGCCAACCGUCCCCCUGUGGACCGAACUCGAUAUGUGUGAACACGGGUGAGAUCCCGGCGUGCAGUUGCCAGCCGGGCUACCGCGGGGCGCCGCCCAAUUGCCGGCCGGAGUGCACCAUCAGCGCGGAGUGCGGCGGCGCGCUGGCGUGCGUGAACCUGCGCUGCCGCGACCCGUGCGCGCAGGCGUGCGGGCCGCGCGCCACGUGCGCCGUGGUGGACCACCGCGCCGUCUGCGCCUGUCCGCCCGGACUAGAGGGCGACCCCUUCCAGGGUUGCUCUCCCGCCAAGGCUCCAACAUUGAACGAAUACCUUAACCCGUGUGAGCCAUCUCCGUGCGGUUCUAAUGCGGAGUGCAAAGUGCAAGGCAGCGCCGGAUCUUGUACUUGUCUACCCGAGUACUUCGGAGACCCAUACCAAGGCUGUAGACCAGAAUGUGUGACCGACUCCGACUGUCCAUUAACUUUAGCUUGCAAUCGGAAUAAAUGCACAGACCCUUGUCCUGGUGUUUGUGGCUACAAUGCCGAUUGCUAUGUAACCAACCACAGACCUAUGUGCAACUGUAAGCAAGGAUACUCAGGAAAUGCAUUUAAAAUGUGCUCAAUUGAUACAGAAAAAGAUGUAGUAAUUGUUAACGUAUGUUCACCAUCUCCAUGUGGAGCCAAUUCAAUAUGUAAGGAAGUGAACGGCCAGCCCGUGUGUUCGUGCUUUACCAACUACAUUGGAUCACCUCCCAACUGUAGACCAGAGUGUGUGGUGAACUCAGAUUGCAAAACGAACCGAGCUUGCGUGAACCAGCGAUGUAUCAACCCGUGCCCGAAGCCGUGCGGGCAGAAUACUGAGUGUAAGGUCAUUAACCACAGCCCCGUAUGCACCUGCCGGAAUGGGUAUUCGGGUAAUCCAUUCACAGUUUGCAGUUUGUCACUUCAAACAGAACCUAGUGUAGUGGCUCCUACGGAUCCAUGUUUACCUUCACCUUGUGGACUUAAUGCUGAAUGUCGCAACAACAACGGAAUCCCAUCUUGCUCGUGUUUACCAACCUAUGUGGGCUCUCCGCCAUAUUGCCGACCGGAGUGCGUCGUGCAUUCUGACUGUCCCAGUGACCAAGCUUGCUUAGCGGAAAAAUGCCGCAAUCCUUGUGAAGGCUCCUGCGGAUCCUACGCGGACUGCUUCGUGAAUAAUCACGUGCCGGUGUGUCGCUGCCCUGAUGGUUUCAUGGGAGAUCCAUUCAGACAGUGUAUCCCAAAGCCGCCUGAAGAUACAACACCAUCAGCUCCAGUGGAUCCCUGUCGUCCAAGUCCUUGUGGCUCAAAUGCGUUAUGUAACAAUGGCGCUUGCACUUGCAUGGAAGGCUAUCAUGGUAACCCGUACUUCGGUUGUCGCCCUGAAUGCGUUUACAAUUCAGACUGUACAUCGGAUAAGAUCUGUCAAAGAAACAAAUGCGUCAAUCCUUGCAUCGGAACUUGUGCUGCCAACGCUAUAUGCGAAGUGAUGAAUCAUAUUCCUAUGUGCAUAUGUCCGAAAGGCAUGAGCGGGAAUGCGUUUGUUGAAUGCCGCUUCUCAGCAGUAGUGGCAACAAACCCUUGUAACCCGUCGCCUUGCGGACCGAACAGCCAAUGUCGUCAAUCAAACGGACAAGCGGUGUGUUCCUGUGUCCCUGGCUACCGAGGCAGUCCUCCGACUUGUCGACCGGAAUGCAUCGUCAGUGCAGAGUGUCCGCUGCGGGAAGCUUGCAAUAACCAACGCUGCGUCAACCCGUGUGUUGGAGCAUGCGGAGUUGCAGCGAUUUGUGAAGUCAUCAAUCAUAACCCGAUCUGCACGUGUCCACCAGAUUUUACUGGAGAUCCGUUUUUACGAUGCGUCAUUGUUGCUGCUUCAGAGGUGCAAGUAAAUCCAUGUGAACCUUCACCGUGUGGACCAAAUUCUGUGUGCAAAAUCAAUGGAAACAGCCCACUAUGCGCAUGUUUGCCAAACUACCAAGGCACUCCACCAUAUUGUCGACCAGAAUGCAUAAGUAACAACGAAUGCGACUAUAGCCGUGCCUGUCAGAAUAUGAAAUGUGUGGAUCCGUGUGUCGGCAGUUGUGGAACUAACGCAGAGUGUAGAGUCGUAAGCCACUCGCCCAUGUGUAUCUGUCAAACUGGCUACACCGGAGAUCCAUUCUCUUACUGCAGCCCUCAGGCUAUUAUGGAGCCAACUGAAGUACUAUCACCGUGCAGCCCCAGUCCUUGCGGAUCCAACGCUAUCUGCAAAGAACAGAGAGGUGUCGGCGCUUGCCAAUGCGCAGAAGGCUAUUCCGGCAAUCCCUAUGAAGGCUGUCGUCCAGAAUGUAUUGUUAAUUCUGAUUGCCCACUUAAUAAAGCGUGUUCUAGAAUGAAAUGCAUUGACCCAUGUCCAGGAACAUGCGGGUCCAAUGCACUUUGCCAAGUCAACAACCAUAUGCCUACAUGCGUAUGCCAGACUGGAUAUAGCGGAAAUCCGUUCAGUUACUGCUCGAUUAUGCAAGAACCUCAAGUUGUCGAGAAGAGGAACCCCUGUUCACCAUCGCCUUGUGGUCCCAACAGCCAAUGCAAAGAAAUUAAUCAGCAAUCAGUAUGCUCAUGCUUGCCUGACUUUGAAGGAGCUCCACCGAACUGUCGACCUGAGUGCGUAGUGAGCUCGGAAUGUGCAUCGACCGAGGCGUGUGUGAACCAGAAGUGUGUGGAUCCCUGCGUCGGCUCCUGUGGCGUUAACGCAAACUGCAACGUCAUCAAUCACAGCCCCAUCUGCGUUUGUAAACAAGGGUUGACUGGAAAUCCAUUUACAAGAUGUUAUCCUAUAAAGGUAUCUCAAGCACCACAAUAUUUACCACCUCAAGACCCGUGCUUGCCUUCACCAUGCGGUUUAUACGCUGAGUGUCGAAACAUCGGAGGAAGUCCUUCAUGUGCUUGCCAGUCUGGCUACGUGGGGAACCCGCCUAACUGUAGGCCAGAGUGCACGAUCAACUCUGAAUGUCCGAGUAACCAGGCGUGUAUCAACGAGAAAUGCCGCGAUCCUUGUCCUGGAGCCUGUGGGUUGAAUGCCCAAUGCACAGUCUUCAACCAUGUGGCUCAAUGUAGCUGCAUGGAACAGUACACUGGAGAUGCGUUUACGCAAUGUCAGCUCAAACCUGUUGAUGUUCAAUAUUCGGAGCUGGACCCUUGUAAUCCAUCACCUUGCGGCGCGAACACAGAGUGCAAUAACGGUGUUUGCACCUGCUUACCUGAAUACCAAGGCGAUCCAUACUUCGGUUGUCGACCAGAAUGUAUAAUGAGCGCUGACUGCCCUCAAAACAAAGCAUGUAUGAGGAACAAGUGUGUCGACCCUUGCCUGAAUAACUGCGGAGUAGGAGCAAUUUGCAACGUAUUCAAUCACGUCCCUAUGUGCACGUGCCCUCAGAGAUAUUCUGGAAAUGCAUUUAUUGAAUGCAGGCCUGUAGCUGAUGUCGAAGUAAUAAAUCCAUGCAAUCCAUCCCCGUGCGGACCUAACAGUCAAUGCAGAGAAAUACGGGGACAAGCUAUCUGCACAUGUAUCCCCGGGUACAUCAGCUCACCUCCCACUUGUAGACCGGAAUGCGUCACUAGUGCAGAAUGUACGCUCGACAAAUCUUGCUCUAAUCAGAAGUGCGUUGAUCCUUGCAGAGGAAACUGCGGGUUGCAGGCCAUGUGCCAGGUCAUCAACCACAACCCGAUUUGCUCUUGCCCUUCGGGUAUGACUGGAGACCCAUUCACUAGAUGUAUAGCUGAAGAUGUUCAACCACCUCCUUAUGUCAACCCUUGUCAACCAUCGCCUUGUGGACCUAACUCUAUUUGCAAAGAAAUAGGCAACUCACCAUCAUGUGCAUGCCUCGACAAUUAUCUAGGAAGUCCUCCUAACUGCAGACCAGAGUGUAUUGCCAAUUCCGAAUGUCCAAACGAGUUGGCUUGCAUAAACCAGAAAUGCAAAGAUCCGUGCCCAGGAACUUGUGGCACUGAUGCCGAGUGCCGAGUUGUGAGCCACUCGCCUCAAUGUAUCUGUCCCCAAGGAUAUAUGGGUGAUCCGUUCAUUGGAUGUCGAGUGAUGGACACGCCUCUGACUCCCUGCACACCAUCCCCAUGUGGAGCUAAUGCUGUGUGCAAGGAACAAAGAAGUGCAGGAUCAUGCGUUUGUCUGCCAGAAUAUAUUGGAAAUCCUUACGAAGGGUGUCGACCAGAAUGCGUUGUCAACUCAGAUUGCUCUACAAACUUGGCUUGUAUUCAGAGUAAAUGCAAGAAUCCUUGCAUGAACAUUUGCGGACAGAAUGCGAUAUGUAAUGUCAUAAAUCAUUCUCCACGAUGUGAAUGUAUACCUGGACUGACUGGAAAUCCCUACCAAAACUGUUAUGAAAAACCUCAAGACACACAAAUAGUACAACGAGAUCCGUGCAUUCCUUCACCAUGUGGGCCAAACAGUGUUUGCAAAGUAUCGAAUGAGCAGGCCGUGUGCACUUGCCAGCCGGAGUACCGCGGCACCCCGCCAUCUUGCCGACCAGAGUGCUCAAUAAGCUCAGAAUGCCCACAACAUCAAGCGUGCAUUCGACAGAAGUGUAGGAAUCCUUGUGAGGGCGUAUGUGGUCAGAAUACGGAUUGCAAAGUAAUCAACCACAGCCCUAUUUGCUCCUGCAGGGCAAGGUUUACGGGCGAUCCAUUCAGCAACUGUUAUCCGAUUCCAGUUGCGGACGUGGUUGCUGAACCAACAAAUCCUUGCGUACCAUCUCCGUGUGGGCCCUUAUCUCAGUGCCGAGACAUAGGCGGAACCCCGUCUUGCAGCUGCUUGCCUCAGUACAUCGGGAGUCCACCGAAUUGUAGGCCAGAAUGCACUCUCAACACCGAUUGUUCCAAUGACAAAGCCUGUAUCAAUGAGAAGUGCAUAGAUCCGUGCCCUGGAUCGUGUGGAUUAAAUGCUAAUUGUGUUGUGCAGAACCACGUUUCUAUCUGUUCGUGUAUCGACGGCUAUACAGGAGAUCCAUUCAACAGUUGUUCACCAAAGCCUGUGCAAGAUACUCGUCCUAAAGACCUUUGCAACCCGUCACCAUGCGGAUCCAACGCGGUGUGUGACCAAGGCGUCUGCACAUGUUUACCAGAAUUCCAAGGAGAUCCGUACUUCUCGUGCAGACCUGAAUGCAUCAUGAGUUCGGAAUGUCCAAUGGACAAGGCUUGUGUGAGAAACCGAUGCGUUAAUCAGUGUGUCAACACUUGUGGUACAAAUGCAAACUGCCAAGUCAUAAACCAUAUGGCUAUUUGUACUUGCCCUCCGAGAAUGACUGGCAACGCAUUUAUUCAAUGCAGUCCAGUAAGAGAAAUGGAGCCAGUUAACCCUUGUCAACCCAGCCCAUGCGGUUCAAACAGCCAAUGUAGGGAGUUGAACGGUCAAGCUGUUUGCUCGUGCUUAUCGGGAUACAGAGGAGCUCCUCCUUCUUGUAGACCAGAGUGCGUGUCCAGCGCAGAGUGUCCGCAGAACCAGGCAUGCUCCAACCAGAAAUGUAUCAACCCAUGUGUGGGGUCCUGUGGUGUAGCCGCCAAAUGCCAGGUUAUCAAUCAUAACCCGAUCUGUACUUGUUCACCGGGAUACACCGGGGAUCCAUUUACGAGAUGCACAUUGAUACCUCAAGCAUUGCCACCAGUGAACCCAUGUCAACCGUCACCAUGUGGACCUAAUUCCAUUUGUCAGCAAACUGGCGGAGACAUUCCAUCUUGUCAAUGCAUGCCCGACUUCAUGGGAGCACCUCCGAACUGCCGUCCUGAAUGUAUAUCCAACAGUGAAUGCCCAUCACAGCAGGCGUGUAUAAACAGAAAAUGUAGAGACCCAUGUCUCAAUGCCUGUGGUGUCAACUCUGAAUGCCGAGUUAUAAGCCACACACCUACAUGCUUUUGUAGAGAUGGAUAUACAGGAGAUGCGGCUGUCCAGUGCAAUAUAGUCGCUUUCGCACAAAUUGAACAGCUGUCUCCCUGCACCCCGUCCCCUUGUGGACCAAAUGCUGACUGUAGAGAACAAUCAGGCGCCGGAUCAUGUAUGUGUAUAGCGGGAUACUUUGGAAACCCAUACGAGGGAUGUCGUCCCGAGUGUCUGGUGAACUCCGACUGUCCGAGCAACAGGGCCUGUACAAGGAACAAGUGCAUAGAUCCGUGCCCAGGAACAUGUGGGGUGAAUGCGGAUUGUCAAGUCGUGAACCACGCGCCGUUGUGCACGUGCCGUAAUGGAUACACAGGGGAUCCCUUCCAACAGUGUAUCAUAAGACCAGCUCAACAAGACACGCAGAGAUCUGAUCCUUGCCAGCCAUCACCAUGCGGUCCUAACAGUCAAUGCAGAGUUGUAAAUGAGCAAAGCGUUUGCUCCUGUAAACCAGAAUACCUGGGUUCACCACCUAACUGUCGCCCGGAAUGUGUCGUCAGCAGCGAAUGUUCCUCGGAUAAGACUUGUCAGAACCAGAAGUGCGUGUCACCAUGCCCCGGCCCAUGCGGCGUCAAUUCUGAUUGCAGAGUCAUAAAUCACAGCCCAAUUUGUACAUGCAAGCUUAGAUUCACUGGCGAUCCAUUUACGAGGUGUUACCAAGUUCCAGUAUUAUCUACGCCUGUGAUAGAAACCGAUCCUUGCGUACCAUCCCCAUGUGGCCCCAACUCUCAAUGCCGAAACAUCCGCGGCACACCAUCGUGCUCAUGUCUGCAGAACUUUGAGGGCAGUCCACCAAACUGCAGGCCCGAAUGUUCAAUCAACGAAGAUUGCCCCAGCAACCUCGCCUGUAUGAACCAGAAAUGUAGAGACCCCUGCCCCGGAUCGUGUGGGCUCAAUGCUAACUGCCAAGUUAUCAAACACGUAUCUAUCUGUUCUUGCAUUGACGGAUAUACUGGAAACGCAUUUACGCAAUGCACUCCGAUGCCCCAAGACGAGCCUCAAGAUCCUUGCAACCCAUCGCCUUGCGGACCCAACGCCCUAUGCAACAAUGGCCAAUGUAGUUGUCUUCCAGAGUUCAUAGGAGAUCCUUACUCCGGUUGUAGACCUGAAUGUGUUCAGAGUUCAGAGUGUGAUAGGAACAAGGCGUGUAUGAACAACAAGUGCAAGGAUCCUUGCCCUGGCACGUGUGCUGCUAAUGCAAGGUGUGACGUCAUCAACCACAUACCUAUGUGCAGUUGCCCUGAAAGGAUGACUGGUAACGCAUUUGUUGAGUGUCGUCCCAUGGCAGACCCAAUUAAUGUAAAUCCGUGCCAGCCAUCACCUUGCGGUCCGAACAGUCAGUGCAGAGAAAUAAACGGCCAAGCUGUUUGUUCAUGUUCUCCCAACUUCAUCGGAGCGCCUCCAUCGUGCCGGCCCGAGUGCACCAUCAGCGCCGAGUGUCCCCUGGACGAGGCCUGCAGCAACCAGCGCUGCAGUGAUCCGUGUAUUGGCUCGUGUGGAGUAGGAGCAAUAUGUAAAGUAGUCAACCACAAUCCAAUAUGUUCCUGCCCGACCUCUUACACUGGAGAUCCGUUUACAAGGUGUAUGCGUUUACCGGAACAAGAACCUAUUCGAACUAACCCCUGCCAACCGUCACCAUGCGGCCCUAACUCAUUGUGUAGAGAAAUCAACGAGGCACCAACAUGCACAUGCAUGGAAGGCUACCAUGGACAACCUCCUUAUUGCAGACCAGAAUGUACCAGCAACGAGGAAUGUUCUCUGCAUUUAUCUUGUGUUAACCAGAAGUGUAAAGAUCCCUGUCAGGGAGUUUGUGGAGUCAACGCAGAAUGCAGAGUAGUCAGCCACUCGCCGAUAUGUCUGUGUGCUGUUGGGUACACGGGCGAUCCAUUUAAUGGUUGCAAUUUGACUCCCUUAUUCUCAGAGCCUGUUGCCACGCCUUGCUCACCUUCCCCGUGUGGUGCUAAUGCUAUUUGUAAGGAACGAAACAAUGCCGGUUCAUGUGCUUGUAUCGAGGGUUAUAUAGGUAAUCCAUACGAGGCUUGCAGGCCAGAAUGUGCUGUAAACACUGACUGUCCAACAAAUAUGGCGUGUAUCAAUAGUAAAUGCGCCGACCCAUGUCCGGGAAGCUGUGGAACCAACGCGGAAUGUCAAGUAGUGAAUCAUUCACCGUUGUGUACUUGCUUCAACAGUUACACCGGCGAUCCAUUCAGAUACUGCACGUACCAAGAACCACUGCCUGCGAGACCAUCAGAUUUGUGUUAUCCGUCCCCGUGUGGACCAAAUAGUCAAUGCAAAACCAUCAACGGUCAAGCCGUCUGUUCUUGCUUAGCCGAAUAUUCUGGAUCACCACCAAAUUGUAGACCAGAAUGUGUUGUAAGCUCGGAGUGUCCCAGGGACAAGGCUUGCAUAUCAAAUAAAUGUGUGAACCCAUGUCCUGGGCCGUGUGGAAGGAAUACUGACUGCAAAGUUAUAAAUCAUAGUCCAAUAUGUUCCUGCAGAGAUGGCCAUACAGGAGAUCCAUUCACUUUCUGCAACCGCAUACAAUUUGAGGCCACUCCAGUUAUAGGCAACCCUUGCGUGCCAUCUCCAUGCGGACCUAAUGCGGAAUGUCGGGACAUCGGUGGCACCCCAUCGUGCUCAUGCCUUUCAACCUUCAUCGGUAGUCCCCCGAACUGCAGGCCGGAGUGUGCUGUUCACUCAGACUGCUCCAGUGACCGCGCCUGCAUCACCUCCAAGUGCCGCGAUCCUUGCCCAGGCUCAUGCGGAGCUUCAGCUACUUGCACUGUACUAAAUCACAUACCAAUAUGCACAUGUAUCAGUGGUUACAUCGGUGAUCCAUUCACAAGCUGCAGACCAAAACCUUUAGAAAUAGAGCCAGUGCAGGCAGAUGAAUGCACCAAUAUUCGGUGCGGAUCGAAUGCAGAAUGCGUAAACGGCCAAUGUCAAUGUCUGCCGGAGUUCAGUGGUGACCCUUACUUCAACUGUCGCCCAGAGUGUGUGUACAGCAGUGAUUGUGACCAGAGUAAGGCGUGUGUUCAGAGAAAAUGCGUCGACCCCUGCGUUGGCGCCUGUGGCCAGGAUGCAAUAUGUCAAGUAGUGAAUCACAUUCCAAUGUGCAGCUGCAACAGCGGUUUCACAGGAAAUGCCUUCAUACUUUGUAGCCCCAUACGAGUACAAGCGUCAGAAAACCCAUGCAGCACUACAAUAUGUGGCCCGAACAGUCAAUGCAGAGAAAUAAACAACCAAGCAGUUUGCUCUUGUUUGCCGACUUACUUGGGCAUCCCACCAGCUUGUCGACCGGAAUGUGUUGGCAACUCCGAAUGUCCUCAAGACCGCGCUUGCAUUAAGCAAAAAUGUGUCAACCCAUGUGUUGGAGCGUGUGGUUUAAGAGCAAUUUGCGAAGUGUUCAAUCACAAUCCUAUUUGUUCUUGCCCCACCGCUCACACUGGUGAUCCUUUCGUAUCCUGCUCUUUCGUUGCAAGCACACCACCUGUCAUGGUUAAUCCAUGCCAACCUUCACCUUGUGGACCUAACUCAAUUUGCAAAGAAAUAAAUGGCAGCCCGUCGUGUACCUGCUUACCACAGUACCAAGGCCAACCGCCUUUCUGUAAACCAGAAUGUGUCAGUAAUAGUGAAUGUCCCACAAAUAUGGCUUGUGUCAAUCAGAGAUGCAAAGAUCCGUGCCCAAGCGCCUGCGGGUCAAAUGCCGAGUGCCGAGUGGUGAGCCACUCCGCCAUGUGCGUGUGCCCGAGUGGCUACGGCGGAGACCCCUUCACAUACUGCGCUCUCCAACAACAAGUCGAAAUAUUGACACCAUGCCAGCCGUCGCCGUGUGGACCUAAUGCUAUUUGCAAAGAACAGAACAAAGUUGGGUCUUGCAUGUGCAAUGAAGGUUACUUCGGAAAUCCUUAUGAGGGUUGUCGCCCGGAAUGUGUCCAGGAUUCGGACUGUCCAGGAAACAGAGCCUGUAUUGGAAACAAGUGCCAAGAUCCAUGCCCAGGAAGAUGUGGUGACAACGCAGAAUGCUCGACUGUUAACCAUUUGCCUAACUGUGUAUGCUUCAAUGGUUUUACUGGUGAUCCAUACAGACGCUGUAAUGCAAUUCCUCCGCAAUCAGAUGUACAAGCCAAUGUGUGCUAUCCAAGCCCAUGUGGACAAAACAGUCAGUGUAGAGAAAUUAAUGGACAAGCAGUCUGCAGUUGUUUGCCAAACUACUUCGGUCAACCUCCAUCUUGUAGGCCAGAAUGUGUAUUGAACUCAGGUUGCCCAUCGGACAAGGCGUGUAUAAAUCAGAAAUGUGUUAAUCCGUGCCCUGGACCUUGCGGCCAGAACGCGCAAUGCCGAGUAUUCAACCACAAUCCGAUAUGCAGCUGUGAUAAUGGCUUCACUGGUGACGCCUUCACUCGGUGUUAUAGAAAGCCUAUACCGCAACCGGUGUUGGAUGAGAACCGUAACCCUUGUGUACCCUCUCCAUGUGGCAUGAACUCACAGUGCCGAGAGAUCGGAAACCAGCCAUCAUGUUCCUGCAACCCUGGCUAUUUAGGAAGUCCACCGAACUGCCGGCCAGAAUGUGUCACCAACCAGGACUGUUUGAGUUCUAUGGCUUGUCUGAAUGAGCGUUGCGUGGAUCCGUGCCCUGGCUCUUGUGGACAGAACGCCCGGUGCUCAGUGAUAAACCAUGUCUCUAUGUGUACAUGUAUCGACGGAUAUAAGGGUGAUCCGUUCACUCUUUGCACUCGAAUACCGCUUCAAGAUGCAACUCCAUUCGACUUGUGCAACCCAUCUCCUUGUGGCCCGAACACUGAAUGUAACAACGGUGUAUGCACUUGUCAGCAAGAAUACCACGGAGAUCCCUAUGUGGGCUGCCGGCCAGAAUGUACAGUGAGCACAGAUUGUCAAAGAAAUCAAAUUUGUGUUAACAAAAAGUGCACCAACCCCUGCCCAUCAACUUGUGGAACGAAUGCGCACUGCGAAGUAAUCAACCAUGUUCCCAUGUGUAGUUGUCCAAGCGGAUACACUGGAAAUGCGUUCGUAGCCUGCAAUGUAGUUCAAGCUUCUCUACCAAGCAACCCUUGUAAUCCGACUCCAUGUGGACCGAACAGUCAAUGCAGAGAAAUAAACAAUCUCGCAGUUUGUUCAUGCGUUCAAGGGUAUUCCGGAAAUCCUCCAACUUGUAGGCCAGAAUGUACCACUAGCGCCGAGUGUCCUUUGAACAAGGCUUGUAACAGUUUGAAGUGUAUUGACCCUUGUAACGGGGCUUGCGGCAUUGGAGCUCUCUGCCAAGUUGUAAAUCACAAUCCCAUAUGCUCUUGUCCCAACGGCUACACUGGAGAUCCGUUCAAUAGAUGCACACUUAAACCUUUGGAAACUCCGCCCCAAAUAAAUCCAUGCAUGCCGUCUCCUUGCGGCCCCAACUCUAUUUGUCAACCAAUCAAUGAAUCCCCGUCGUGCUCUUGCAUGGCCACGUUUAUUGGAUCGCCACCGAACUGUCGCCCCGAGUGCGCGAGCAACAGUGAAUGUCCCAGUAACAUGGCAUGCAUACGGAACAAAUGUUCAGACCCGUGCGUGGGAGCUUGUGGAUCAGAAGCACAGUGCCGAGUUGUGAGCCAUACACCCAUGUGUGUUUGCCCACCGGGGUACAACGGCGAUCCUUUCGUCUCGUGUCGUGUGCAAGCGGACAUUGUACCAGUUGAAAGGCCCACACCGUGCUCGCCUUCCCCAUGUGGAAGCAAUGCAGUCUGCAGGGAACAAAACAACGCAGGCUCAUGCACUUGCUCGCCUGGAUACUUCGGAAACCCUUACGAAGGAUGUCGACCGGAAUGUACUGUAAACACGGACUGCCCCUCGAAUAGAAUAUGUCAACAGAAUAAAUGUCAAGACCCUUGCCCUGGCACUUGUGCUGUGAAUGCACUGUGCCAGACUGUCAAUCAUGCUCCAAUCUGCACUUGUAAUCCAGGUUACACUGGUAACCCAUUCCAAAACUGCUAUAUACAACAAGAAAUUGAAAUCACAUCAAAUCCAUGUUCACCAUCUCCUUGCGGUCCCAACAGUGUCUGUAAAGAAAUAAACCAACAGGCUGUAUGCAGUUGUAUGCAAGAAUAUCAAGGCGUUCCACCUAACUGCAGGCCAGAAUGUGUGGUCAGCGCUGAAUGUGCAGCAAAUAAGGCAUGUCUUGGAAUGAAAUGCAGUGACCCUUGCGUUGGAAAAUGUGGCCAAAAUGCUCGAUGCCAUGUUAUAAACCACAGCCCAAUAUGCUCAUGCUUGGAACGAUACACCGGCGAUCCAUUCAGUCGAUGCUAUCCCUUAACGGUGAUCACCGCAGUCAGCGACGAACCAAAGAACCCCUGCUUACCUUCACCGUGUGGUCCAUUCAGUGAAUGUAGGAACAGUAACGGUGUACCUUCAUGUUCGUGUCAGCUAAACUACAUCGGCGCGCCACCGGCAUGUCGCCCGGAGUGCACCAUCAACUCCGACUGUCCUAGCAAUGCUGCUUGCAUCAAUCAGAAGUGUAAAGAUCCUUGCCCUGGUUCUUGUGGUCUCAAUGCCAGAUGUAUCAUGCAGAACCAUACGCCGAUAUGUACUUGCUUCGAAAAUUAUGCUGGGGAUGCUUUCACUGAAUGUCGGCCAGUCGUAGAGGCGAUACAAGACGAGACUGAUCCUUGCAAUCCGUCACCCUGCGGUGCUAAUGCCGUGUGUGACAAUGGCCAAUGCACUUGUUUGCCAGAAUUUCAGGGAGAUCCCUAUUUUGGAUGUCGUCCAGAAUGUGUACUCAGCUCGGAUUGUCCUCAAGACAGGGCCUGUCUAAGAAAUAAGUGUGUAAAUCCUUGCCAAGGUGCUUGCGCUUCAAAUGCCAUGUGUGAGGUUAUAAAUCAUGUACCCAUGUGUAGAUGCCCAGAACGUAUGACAGGAAAUGCAUUUGUCCAAUGUGUAGUUAUGGAUGUCGUAAAACCACAACCAUGUCAACCGAGCCCUUGUGGACCUAACAGUCAGUGUCGCGACAUUAACGGGCAGGCGGUUUGUUCGUGUAUAUCUGGAUACAUAGGGAGCCCCCCGUCAUGUCGACCAGAGUGCACCGUUAGUACCGACUGCUACCCGGCGGAAGCUUGCAGCAAUCAGAAAUGCAUUAAUCCUUGCCAAGGCACAUGCGGAGUUGGAGCUAAAUGUCAAGUUAUCAACCAUAACCCCAUCUGUUCAUGCCCAUCACAGUACACAGGAAACCCAUUCACGAGAUGUAUACUUCAACAGUUUGAGCCACAACGCACGAACCCUUGUGAACCAUCACCAUGCGGAUCGAAUGCAGUCUGUAAAGUAAUAUCUGAGAACCCAUCAUGUUCAUGUCUUCCUGAGUAUUUCGGGUCACCACCUUACUGCAGACCAGAGUGCGUCAGCAAUUCUGAAUGUUCAAGUAAUCUCGCCUGUGUAAAUCAAAAAUGCGUCGAUCCUUGUGUGUCAGCGUGUGGGGUCAACGCACAAUGCCAUGUUGUCAGCCAUUCUCCAUCUUGUACUUGCAUGUUCGAUUACACCGGCAAUCCUUUCAUAGAAUGUCACAAAGUGGAAAUUAUACAAGAUUUCGCUUCACCUUGUGAACCAUCUCCAUGUGGCGCAAAUGCUGAAUGCAGGGAAUAUAACGGCGCCGGAUCCUGUACUUGUCUUCCAGAAUAUUACGGCAACCCUUACGAAGGAUGCAGACCGGAAUGUAUUGUGAAUACCGACUGUCCAUCAAACAAGGCGUGCUCGCAGAACAAAUGUCGUGACCCCUGUCCGGGUGCUUGCGGACCCAACGCUGUCUGCCAAGUUGUCAACCAUGCACCGUCUUGUACAUGCGAUCGUGGAUACACCGGUGAUCCAUUCCGUUAUUGUUCUCCAGAACCUGUUAUGGAUACUCCGGUCGACGUUUGCCGACCAUCACCAUGUGGUCCUAACAGUCAGUGCCGAGAGGUGAACAGCCAGGCUGUAUGCUCGUGCAUGCCGAACUACAUGGGCGUACCUCCGGGAUGUCAACCGGAAUGUGUUAUCAGUACUGACUGUAAUUUGGACAAAGCGUGUAUCAACCAGAAAUGUGUCAAUCCAUGCACCGAUGCCUGCGGUUUGAACGCCGAAUGUAGAGUAAUUAACCAUAGCCCGAUGUGCACAUGUAAAGCACGGUACACUGGGGAUCCAUUUACCAGAUGUCUUCCCAUACCACCACCUGUUGCUAAUGCCGAGUUGGAACCGUACAGGAAUCCAUGUGUGCCAUCGCCAUGUGGCCCCAACUCCAUCUGCCGUGAAACUGGAAAUGUGCCAUCUUGUUCUUGUAUGGCCACAUACAUUGGAAGUCCACCAAACUGUCGGCCUGAGUGUACCAUAAACGCGGAGUGUCCGAGCGCUCAAGCUUGCAUGCAGCAAAAGUGCAGAGAUCCCUGCCAAGGCUCGUGUGGAGUAAACGCUCUGUGUACAGUCACUUCUCAUACACCGAUCUGCACUUGUCCUGAAGGAUAUACAGGAGACGCAUUUACUAUGUGUUCACCGAAAGCACCAGUUGAGCAAGAUAUCCCGGACCGGUGCAACCCAUCACCAUGUGGCCCUAAUGCAGUUUGUCGGGACGGAGUGUGCACGUGCAUAGAAGAACAUCAAGGCGAUCCGUACCUCGGAUGUCGACCGGAAUGUGUGCUCAGCACCGACUGUCCUCGAGACAGAGCAUGUGUCAGAAACAAAUGUGUAGACCCUUGUCAGGGCACAUGUUCAGCGAACGCUGUCUGCAAUGUGAUCAACCACGUGCCAAUGUGCAGUUGCCCUCAAGGAAUGACUGGAAAUGCUUUCUACGACUGUCAACCGGUUAGAGUACCAGUAGUAACAAACCCGUGUAUACCUUCACCGUGCGGUCAGAACAGUCAGUGUAGAGAAGUGAAUGGACAAGCCGUCUGCACUUGUGCACCUGGAUACAUGGGCAGUCCGCCAUUAUGUAGACCUGAGUGUGUAGUUAGCUCCGACUGUCCUCUGAAUAAAGCAUGUAACAAUCAGAAAUGCAUUAAUCCAUGCGUGGGAACCUGUGGCGUUGGAGCAAAAUGUGAAGUAGUAAAACAUAACCCCAUCUGUAGCUGCCCACCGAUGUACACUGGAGAUCCGUUUACGAGAUGCUCGCCAUUCGCACCUGUUGUAGCUGAUGUGACACCUUGCACUCCUUCACCCUGUGGCCCGAACUCAAUUUGCCAAGAUGCCUCUGGUUCGCCGUCCUGCACCUGCAUGCCGAAUUUCUUUGGUUCACCACCUUACUGUAGACCAGAAUGCACCAGCAACAGUGAAUGUGCGACUAACCUCGCCUGCAUCAACCAGAAAUGUACAGACCCGUGCAUCAAUGCAUGCGGAUUGAACGCGCAGUGCAGAACCAUCAGUCAUUCACCCAUGUGCUUCUGUGAAAACGGAUACAGCGGAGAUCCAUUUACGAAUUGCCAACUGAUUCAACAAAUUGAGCCCGAGAGAACCAGCCCAUGCGAACCAUCGCCAUGUGGACCUAAUGCCAUAUGCAAAGAACAAAACUCCGCUGGCUCUUGUACUUGUUUACCAGAUUAUAUCGGCAAUCCUUAUGAAGGAUGUCGCCCAGAGUGUACCAUCAACACUGAUUGCACACCGAACAAAGCGUGCAUUCGGAAUAAGUGUCAAGAUCCUUGUCCAGGCACCUGCGCCACUUUAGCCAGUUGUAUAGUUGUUAAUCAUUUGCCGACUUGCACAUGUCCGUCAGGAUAUACCGGAGAUCCAUACAGAUUCUGUAAUGUUAAAGAAGUUACACAAGAUCCUGUAACGCCUUGUGCUCCAAAUCCUUGUGGGCCAAACAGCAUCUGUCGUCCAGUUAAUGGUCAAAGUGUGUGCUCUUGCAUGCCAAACUACAUCGGGACUCCACCGGGCUGUCGACCUGAAUGUACCGUCAGCUCCGAGUGUCCAGCAGACAAGGCUUGCGUCAACAACAAAUGUACCAACCCGUGCCCAAGCCAUUGCGGACAAAACGCCAACUGUAAGGUCACCAACCACAGCCCAAUGUGCAGUUGCCGACCUGGAUAUAUUGGUGAUCCAUUUACUCGUUGCAGUCCACAACCACCAGUACAGGACAAUCCUAUCGGCUAUGUGAAUCCGUGCGUGCCGAACCCAUGUGGAAACAAUGCCAUUUGUCGGGACUCCAACGGAUCUCCAUCGUGUGUCUGCAUGACGGAGUACCAAGGAGUUCCCCCGAACUGCAGGCCCGAGUGUGCCAUCAGCCAGGACUGUCCGUCCAACUUGGCGUGCACCAACAUGAAGUGCAGGGACCCCUGCCCCGGCAGCUGCGGACACAACGCAAUGUGCAACGUCUAUAAUCAUAUUCCAACUUGCACUUGUCCACAAGGAUUUUCUGGGGAUCCAUUCACAGAAUGUCGUAUAACACCAGUUCAAGAUGAAGUUCAAAAUAUUGAUCCCUGCAAUCCAUCACCGUGUGGUUUCAAUGCUCAAUGCAGAGAUAAUGGAAUUUGCGAAUGUCUCAGUGAAUAUCAGGGAGACCCAUACUUUGGAUGCAAACCCGAGUGUGUGUCGAACAUGGAGUGUCCUCAAGAUAAAGUGUGUUCGAGAAAUAAAUGCAUUGACCCGUGUCCCGGCACUUGUGCAGUGACGGCGACGUGCAACGUUUACAACCACAUUCCAAUGUGCUCGUGCCCUGAGGGAAUGACUGGAAAUGCGUUCGUCGACUGCCGCAGAGUUGAAACGAUUCAAACACAGCCCUGCAACCCAAGUCCUUGUGGUCAAAACAGUCAAUGUAGAGAGAUAAACAACCAGGCUGUUUGCUCUUGUCUUCCAACUUACAUCGGAAGCCCUCCGUUGUGCAGACCGGAGUGUACCAUCAGUGCUGAGUGUCCACUUAAUGAAGCUUGCAACAAUCAGAAAUGUAUCAACCCUUGCGUUGGCACUUGUGGACUUGGUGCUAGAUGUGAAGUGGUCAAACACAACCCAAUAUGUUCGUGUCCUUUACAGUACACGGGCGACCCAUUCAUUCGAUGCACGCCAAUCGUUGUAGCUUCACAAGCACCAAUAGACCCAUGCACUCCGACCCCUUGCGGUCCGAAUUCCAUAUGCAAAGUUAUAGGAGAGUCUCCGUCAUGCACUUGCCAAUCAACCUUCAUCGGGUCGCCUCCGAACUGUCGGCCGGAAUGCGUCAGUAACUCGGAGUGCGCCACCAACAUGGCGUGUGUGAAUCAGAAGUGCAGGGACCCGUGUCCCGGCAGCUGCGGCUACAACGCAGACUGCAGGGUCGUCAGCCACGCGCUCAUCUGCUCGUGUCCGUUUGACAUGACCGGCGAUCCAAUGGUUUCUUGUAAUCCAGUUAGAGAUGCCAUAAUCGAUUAUUCAUCACCAUGCGAUCCAUCGCCUUGCGGUAUAAACGCAGAAUGCACAGUUAGAAACAACGCUGGAUCAUGCAGAUGUCUAGAGUCCUAUGUCGGUAACCCACACGAGGGUUGCCGCCCAGAGUGUGUGAUCAACAGUGACUGUUCACCAAGACUCGCCUGUGUUCAGAAUAAAUGCAGGGAUCCAUGCCCCGGAGUCUGUGCUCCGAAUGGUGUCUGCCAAAUCAUCAACCACGUGCCUUCGUGUUACUGUCCACCAGGGCUUACUGGAAACCCGUACUCUUACUGCACCGAAAUGGUUCAAGAUGUCGUGAAACUGACACCGUGUACGCCAUCUCCCUGUGGGGCCAAUAGUCAAUGUCGAGAAGUGAAUAGUCAAGCUGUUUGUAGCUGCCAGAGCGAUUACAUGGGAAGCCCGCCCAACUGUCGUCCUGAGUGUACCAUCAACAGCGAAUGUGCCAAAGAUAAGGCGUGUAUCAACCGCAAGUGCGUGAAUCCGUGCGCCGGGCAAUGCGGGCGGAAUGCCAACUGUAGAGUGAUCGCUCACAAUCCGAUAUGUUCAUGCCAAGAACGGUACACGGGAGAUCCUUUCAGCAACUGCGUUCCAAUACCUAUACCAACAACACCAUUGCAGGAUUCAAAUCCUUGCUUACCUUCGCCAUGCGGGCCAAAUUCACAAUGCCAGGAAUACGGAGGAAACGCUCGCUGCACUUGUCUACCCAACUUUAUUGGUUCACCACCCAGAUGUAGACCGGAAUGUACAGUUAGCUCUGAGUGUAAUGCCAACAGCGCCUGUAUAAACAACAAAUGCGUGGACCCAUGCCCGGGAGCAUGUGGUAACAAUGCUCAGUGUAGCGUUGUGAAUCACCUGCCCAUUUGUUCUUGUAUGCAAGGUUACACGGGAGAUCCAUUCUCUAACUGUUAUCUGAAACCACAAGAAGUGGAAGCCGUAGACCCUUGUUCACCUUCCCCAUGCGGCUCGAAUGCUAUAUGCAGAGAUGGUUCCUGCACUUGCAUAGAGGAGUACCACGGGGACCCGUACUUCGGAUGCAAACCAGAAUGUGUAUUGAACUCAGACUGCCCGAGGGACAAAGCCUGCAUGAGGAACAAAUGUGGCGAUCCAUGUGCUGGAACUUGCAGCGCUGAUGCCACAUGCCAAGUCAUCAACCACAUCCCCAUGUGCUCAUGUCCUCCUGGCACCACUGGAUCUCCGUUCUACUACUGCAGCAAGAUUAUGGAUACACCAGUACAGGUGAACUUAUGCCAACCGUCACCGUGUGGUCCAAACAGUCAAUGCAGAGAAGUCGGAGGUCACGCAGUCUGCGUCUGCGUCCAAGGUUACCUCGGAAGUCCACCGAACUGUAGGCCUGAAUGUACAGUCAGCACUGACUGCAAUUUGAACAGAGCUUGCUCCAACCAGAAAUGCAUAGAUCCAUGUCCAGGUGCCUGUGGAAGGAAUGCUCAGUGCGUUGUAGUGAAUCACAACCCUGUGUGCAGUUGUCUAUCUGGGUACUCUGGGGAUCCAUUUUCGAUUUGUCAAAUAAUACCUGCUGAUCCACCAGCCAAGGUGAACCCGUGCAUGCCGUCCCCGUGCGGUCCAAACUCUCAAUGCACACAAAUCGGAGAUAAUGCAGACUGCAGAUGUUUGCCGGACAAUAUCGGUUCACCGCCUAAUUGCAGACCUGAAUGUGUCAGUAACACUGAGUGCCCAUCCAACAAGGCUUGUAUCAACCGAAAAUGCGCAGAUCCCUGCCCAGGGUCUUGUGGCGUGAACGCCGAGUGCCGAGUAGUGAGCCACACGCCCAUAUGCCUGUGUCAAAGAGGUUACACAGGAGAUCCAUUCUUGUAUUGCAACCUUCAAGUGCAGGCUAUUGAACAGGAACGCCCAACGCCGUGUGUGCCUUCUCCAUGCGGUGCUAACGCUGAAUGUAGGGAACAAAACGGAGCAGGAUCUUGUGUUUGCAUUCCGGGAUACUUCGGAAAUCCUUACGAACAAUGUAAACCCGAAUGCGUGGUGAAUUCAGACUGUCCUUCCAACAAAGCCUGCUCUCAGAACAAAUGUGUUGACCCAUGUCCUGGCACGUGCGGCAUCAGUGCUCUCUGCCAAGUUAUCAACCAUGUGGCUUCUUGUUCGUGUCCUGAUCAGUACUACGGUGAUCCAUACAAGAUUUGCGCCUUUAAAACUCAAGAUGAACCAACAGACCCUUGUAAUCCAUCUCCGUGUGGACCAAACAGUCAGUGCAAAUCUCAAAACGGAGUAGCAGUUUGCACAUGCCUCAGUGGCUACCUGGGAUCCCCACCGAUGUGCCGACCGGAGUGUACUACCAGCUCUGAAUGCCCGUUGGAUAAAGUGUGUGAAAAUCUCAAAUGCGUAUCUGCUUGCCCUGGGUCCUGUGGCAUCAAUACGGACUGUCGAGUAAUAAAGCAUAGCCCAAUUUGCACCUGCAAGCAAGGAUACACUGGCGAUCCGCUGUCUCGCUGCUACAAUCUGCCAGAAUCUACACCAGUCGAAAGAGAGCCAGUUAAUCCAUGUCUACCAUCGCCAUGCGGACCAAACUCCCAAUGCCGAGAUAUCGGCGGAGUACCGUCAUGCUCUUGUUUAUCUGGCUUCAUUGGAAGUCCACCGUAUUGCAAAUCAGAGUGUGUCAGAAACACCGACUGUAGCAACGACAAAGCUUGUAUUAAUACCAAAUGCCAGAACCCUUGUCUUGGGUCCUGUGGAACCAACGCCCUGUGCAACGUCGUCAAUCAUACACCAAUGUGCUCGUGCCUUGAAGGAUACCAAGGCGAUCCGUUCUCCAUAUGCACUGUUAAACCUCAAGAUCCCCCACAACACAUCGAUCCAUGCUACCCAUCCCCUUGCGGCGUGAACGCGCAAUGCAACAAUGGCGAAUGUACUUGCUUACCCGAGUAUCAAGGAGAUCCUUACUUCGGAUGUCGACCUGAAUGCGUCCUCAGCACAGACUGUCCACUUGACAAGGCUUGUAUCCGCUCCAAGUGUGUGGACCCUUGUCGCGACAUGUGCGGAGUGGACGCUCUGUGCAAUGUCUACAACCACGUCGCCGUCUGCACCUGCCCUAGUGGCAUGUCUGGAAAUGCGUUUACUAGAUGCAUGAAGAUUGAAAAGCCAAUUAACCGACCGUGUGAUCCGUCACCGUGUGGUCAAAACAGUAUCUGCAGGGAAGCCAACGGCCAAGCUGUCUGUGCCUGUGUUGAAGGAUACAUCGGAAAUCCUCCUAAUUGUCGACCUGAAUGUAUACAAAGCUCAGAUUGUUCGCCAUCACAAGCCUGUAUCAAUCAGAAAUGUCAGAACCCAUGCCCCGGUGCAUGUGGGGUUAAUGCAGACUGUAAUGUGAUCAAUCACAACCCGAUAUGUUCUUGCCCAGCAAGAUACACAGGAUCACCAUUUACUCACUGUUAUGUUCAAGUCCAGGAAGAACCGAAGAAUCCUUGCAUUCCAUCACCAUGUGGUACUAACGGGUUAUGUAAACCUAACGGCGACUCUUACGUAUGCUCUUGUCAGCCAUCGUUCGAGGGAACCCCCCCACAAUGUCGACGCGAGUGCUCCACCAGCGACGACUGUUCAUUUGACAAGGCCUGUAUUAACUACAAAUGCAUGGACCCUUGCCCCGGCUCUUGCGGCAUCAAUGCUGUGUGCACAACCAGGCUUCACAGCCCAAUGUGCUCAUGCCAAAAUGGAUACAGUGGUGAUCCGUUCACUUCAUGUUUCUUAAUACCGCAAGCCGUUGAGUCUAUUGACCCAUGUAAUCCAACACCUUGUGGGUCAAAUGCUCGCUGCAAGACAUCACGAAAUGGAGCUGCAGCGUGUAUGUGUGAACCAGGAUACUUCGGCAACCCCUACGAGGGUUGUAGACCUGAAUGUGUUGUAAACACAGACUGCCCAUACAACAAGGCGUGUAUGCAGAAUAAAUGCGAGGAUCCUUGUCCUGGAGUAUGCGGGUCGACUGCACUGUGUCAAGUCGUCAACCAUGUACCAUCUUGUAACUGUGCUCCUGGAUAUACCGGGAACCCGUACUCGUAUUGUUAUAUUAUCAUCAAUGAACCUGAUCCAGUACCACAAAAUCCGUGCAUACCAAAUCCAUGUGGAAGUAAUUCGGUUUGUAGGAACAAUAAUGACCAAGCUACAUGUUCUUGUAUGCCAGAAUUCUUCGGAUCUCCGCCCAACUGUCGACCAGAAUGUACGGUCAACUCCGAAUGUGAUUCUUCCAAGAGUUGCAUUCGUCAGAGGUGUGUGGACCCAUGCAUCGGAGUGUGCGGACAAAACGCUGAGUGUAGAGUUGUGAAUCAUGCGCCUUUGUGCUCAUGUCCUAUUGGGUACCAAGGAGAUCCGUUUUCGUUCUGCUCUAUCGUACAAAAAGCCCCGGUUGAAGAUAGGAAUCCCUGUGUACCAUCACCAUGUGGCCCGAAUGCACUUUGCCAAGUAUCUAACCAAUCACCAGUGUGUACCUGUUUGGACCAGUUCAUCGGAUCUCCGCCGAACUGUCGUCCAGAGUGCACCGUCAACUCCGACUGUCCCAGUACAAGAGCUUGCAUCAACCAGAAGUGUAAGGACCCAUGCGCCGGCGCAUGUGGGCUACAAACAAUAUGCCAAGUCUAUCAACACUCCGCCAUGUGCAGUUGCAGGGAAGGUUAUACAGGAAAUCCAUUCCAAAGUUGCUACAUCAAGGAAAAGAUUGAAGCUGUCCCUGUAGUAUACGAUAAAUGCAACCCAAGUCCUUGCGGAUCAAACGCAGACUGUAACGACGGGCAAUGUACUUGUAGACCUGGCUUCUUCGGUAAUCCGUACAUGAGCUGCCGACCAGAAUGCACUCACAACUCUGACUGCAGCCAAAACCUCGCAUGCAGCAACAACAAAUGCGUCAACCCGUGCAUUAAUCUUUGCGGACAGAACGCCGUGUGCGAAGUGUACAACCAUAUUCCCAUGUGCAGUUGUCCGUCUAACACCACAGGCAAUGCGUUCUUCUCUUGCAAUGCUGUAUUAGAAACACCAGUACAGCGCAACCCAUGCGAACCCAACCCUUGUGGGCCGUUCAGUGUAUGUCGCACGAUCGGUGAACAAGCCAUGUGCUCUUGCAUUAUUGGCUACUCUGGAGUUCCGCCAUCUUGCCGACCGGAAUGUUCCGUCGACUCUGACUGCACCAGCCUCAUGGCGUGCUCCAACCAGAAGUGUGUUGACCCUUGCAGAGGCUCAUGUGGAUUAAACGCUGAAUGCAGAGUUCACUAUCACAAGCCUAUUUGCUACUGUAGAAAUGGAUUUACUGGAGAUCCGUUCAGUCAAUGCACGGUUAUUCAACGUGAACCUAUAAGAACUGCACCAUGUGAACCAUCGCCAUGUGGACCCAACUCAGUUUGCAGAGCUGUAGGAGAGUCUCCUUCUUGCUCGUGCUUGACCGGGUUCAUUGGCAAUCCUCCUUACUGCCGUCCUGAGUGCGCUUCUAACAGCGAGUGUAGUUACGAUAAGGCGUGCAUCAACAACAAGUGCGCCGACCCAUGCGUGGGAGCCUGCAGUCAAAAUGCUGACUGCAGAGUCAUCAGUCACUCACCGCAAUGCAUUUGCCGGCCAGGCUAUGAAGGAGACUCUUUUGACCGAUGCGUACUAAGAGUUCCAGUGACAAGACCAAUGGAUCCAGUCAACCCGUGUCAACCGAACCCUUGUGGACCAAAUGCAAUUUGUCAGGAAAGAAAUAAUGCUGGAAGCUGCACAUGUAUAAGUGGCUACUUUGGAAAUCCUUACGAAGGCUGUCGUCCAGAAUGUCUACUAAACUCGGACUGUUCUGACAACUUAGCAUGUAUCAUGAAUAAAUGCCAGGACCCUUGUCCUGGUUUGUGCGGAUCUAACGCCGAUUGUCAAAUGGUCAAUCAUGUUCCGAAAUGUAUAUGCAUCAACGGCUACGUUGGUAAUCCAUACAGCAACUGCGUGCUGAAAGAAGAAAAAGUGCAAGACCCAUGCAAUCCAUCUCCAUGUGGUCCUUACAGCACUUGCAAGAAUGUCAACAACCAAGCGAUAUGCACGUGCUUCUCUGACUACGUUGGAAGCCCACCUAACUGUAGACCUGAAUGCGUGACCAGCCCCGAAUGCCCUCUGAAUAAGGCAUGCGUGAGACAGAAAUGUGUGGAUCCUUGUGUUGGCACUUGUGGAGAAAACGCGCAAUGCCGCGUCCACCGCCACAGUCCGUACUGCACUUGCUUACCUGGUUUUGAGGGUGAUCCUUUCAUUCGUUGUGCUAAAGAAAGAUUAAACGUGCCAGCUAAGCCACCACCAUGCGAGCCGAAUCCUUGUGGACCUUUCUCAGUGUGCCGAGAUGUCGGUGGUUCAGCUAUUUGCAGCUGCAAGGAGGGCUACGUCGGGGCGCCGCCUCGAUGCGGCCCCGAGUGUACCAUCAACGAAGACUGCCCCAACAACAAGGCUUGCGUCCGUGAGAAGUGUGCUGAUCCUUGUAUCGGCUCUUGUGGAGCAAAUGCGGACUGCAGGGCCAUGAACCAUUUGGCCAUUUGUACUUGCCCGAACGGGUACCGCGGCGAUCCUUUCGUUAGCUGCUACGCCUAUGAUGAACCCAAAGACACCACACCGAUAGAUCCUUGUGCAAGUUCACCGUGUGGUAUAAACGCGCAGUGCAACAACGGCGUCUGUUCUUGCAACCCUGGAUACCACGGCAACCCCACCAUCGAGUGCAAACCAGAGUGCACUACUAAUGACGACUGCUCCAAACAAAUGACUUGUAUCAAUUACAAAUGUGUGAACCCUUGCAUAAAUGCAUGUGGGCAGGAUGCGAUCUGUAAUGUGUACAAUCAUAUUGCAAUCUGCGAAUGUCCUGUUCCAUUACAGGGUGAUCCAUUUAUUGCAUGUAGACGAGUUAUAGCACCUUCUGUAUCGGACCCUUGCACGCCGAACCCUUGCGGCCCCAACACUAUCUGCCGUGCGGCCGGCACCGUGGCGCACUGCUCGUGCCGCCCCGCCACCGUGGCGGAGGCGCAGGCCUGCUCGCCCGAGUGCCGCAGCGACCAGGACUGUCCCCGGGACAAGGCCUGCAGGAACAACCACUGCCAGGACCCUUGUCCGGGCAGCUGCGGCGCCAGAGCCGUGUGUCGCGUCACACAGCACUCGCCCAUCUGUGUCUGCCCUGAGGGCUACGUCGGAGAUCCCUUCAUUCGGUGCUUGCCAGCACUUGAAAGUGAGCCCAAGAAGAGUACACCCUGUCAGAAUUGUGGUCCAAACGCCGAGUGCGUGGACAGUCAGUGUCAAUGCCGAGUCGGCUAUUUCGGUCAACCACCGAACUGUCGGUACGAGUGCCUGAGCUCCGGCGACUGUCCGUGGCACCUGAUGUGCCUGAACCGUCGCUGCGUGGAGCCGUGCCGCGGCGCGUGCGGGGCGGGCGCCGAGUGCCGCGCCGUGGCCCACGAGCCGCGCUGCCACUGCCCGCCGCCCACCACCGGGAACCCACUCGUCCAAUGUCGACACAUCGAACCAAGCCAGAUUCCACCACCGAAUGACCCUUGCAAUCCCUCGCCUUGCGGACCUGGUGCUAUAUGCCGCACCCGCGGCGCCGGCGCGUCGUGCGAGUGCGAGCCGGGGCUGCGCGGGGACCCCUACUCCGGCUGCCGGCCCGAGUGCCUCGCCGACUCCGACUGCCCCACCACCAGAGCCUGCAUCAGGUCUCACUGCAAGGAUCCUUGCCAGGGAACUUGCGGCAUUGGAGCCGACUGCGAGACUGUCAACCAUAUUCCGCUUUGCUCUUGUCCGCAAGGAACACGAGGAAAUGCUUUCGAAAGAUGUGACGUCAUAAUGCAAGCACCCCCCUGCACGCCGUCCCCGUGCGGCCCGGGCGCGCUGUGCACGGUGUCGGGCGACUCGGCCGUGUGCUCGUGCCCGGCCGGCACCGCGGGCGACGCGGCCGCGGCCGGCUGCCGGCCCGAGUGCGUCGUCAGCUCCGAGUGCCCACGCGACCGCGCCUGCGUGCGCAACAAGUGCAUCGACCCCUGCGUCGGCGCUUGCGGCAACAACGCGCUCUGCAGGGUGUUCGACCAUGCGCCGAUAUGCUCGUGCCCACCGGCCCUUACCGGGGAUCCGUUCUUGGACUGUAGACCUAAAGAAAAAUCACCACCUGUUACAUACGACCCGUGCGAGCCCAACCCUUGCGGACCUCACGGCACUUGCCGCGACGGCUUCUGCAGCUACCCGGAGUGUGUCGUGAACGACGACUGCCCCGGCGACCGCGCCUGCAUCAACCGCAAGUGCGCCGACCCCUGCGUCGGCGCCUGCGGCCUCAACGCCAUCUGCACUGGAGUCAGGCAUACAGCCGUGUGCUCCUGUCCAGCCGGCUUCACAGGCUCGCCGUUUGUCGGCUGUGAGAGGAUCACGAUCUCUACACCACCACCAGCUGUUCCCGAAUGUGUUGGUGAUGAUCAAUGUGCGGACAAUGCGGCGUGUAUAGACUCGCGCUGCAUCACGCUGUGCUCGCCCGGCAACUGCGGCUACAACGCGCGCUGCCUCGCGCGGCAACACCGGGAGCGGUGCGCCUGCAUGCCAGGCUUUGAGGGAGACGCUUACACUGGAUGUUACUCAGUGCAAUGCCACAGCAACAACGACUGCCCAGACGACGAGAGCUGCGAGGGCGGUUCAUGCGUGAAGGUUUGCUCGCGAGUACGUUGCGGAACCCAAGCACAUUGCGUCGCGCGCGGCCACACGGCCUCCUGCGCUUGCGACGCGGGCGCGCGCGGCGACCCCUGGACCGGCUGCCGGCGCGAGGAGUGCUCUGUCGACGACGACUGCCCCGCCGCGCUGGCGUGCCGCCGGGGCAGCUGCCAGGACCCCUGUCCUGGCGCCUGCGCAAGGGACGCCGUCUGCUCCGUCGCACGACACAACCCCAUCUGUGAAUGCCCCAGAGGAACGGAGGGCAACCCGAAGACCGAAUGCAGAAGAAUAGUAAUGGACACGGUAGAGUGCGUGAUGGACGCGGAGUGCGGGCCGGAGCUGGCGUGCCUGCAGGGCCGGUGCCGCGACCCGUGCGACGCGAGCUCCUGCGGCGUGCGCGCCGUGUGCCGCGUGGCCAACACGCUGCCCUUCAGGACGCUAGUGUGCGAGUGCCCUAAACCACUCACCGGCGACGCCUCCGUACAAUGUAACCCACGAGGCGAAUGCUCGGACGACAGCUCAUGCGGCGACGACGAGCGCUGCGCGAGUGGGCGCUGCGUGGCCGCGUGCGCCGCGGGCGCCUGCGGGGUGGGCGCCGAGUGCCGCGCCGGUGGGCACCGCGCCCAGUGCGCCUGUGUGCCGCCGCUAGUCGGUGAUCCUAAUGUCGCCUGCUCGCCUGGAACCCCGGGAGCGCAAUGCACGUCCGACUCGGAGUGCGGCGCGGCGGAGGCGUGCGUGGCGCAGCGCUGCGUGUCGGCGUGCGCGGGCGCGUGCGGCGCCGGCGCGCUGUGUGCGGCCCAGCAACACCGCGCGCGCUGCUCCUGCCCGCCCGGCACCGCCGGCGACCCCGCGCGUGCUUGCUACACACCCGAAUGUACCAGCGACGACAACUGUCCGUUCGACAAGACAUGUGUGAACAACUACUGCCAGGACCCGUGCCAGAUGGGCUCCCCGUGCGGGCGCGGCGCCGAGUGCUCGGGCGUGGCGCACGCGGCGGCCUGUCGCUGCCCCGCGGGCGCGCAGGGCGACGCGCGCCGCGCCUGCGUCACCGCCGCCUGCCAGUACAACGAGGACUGCCACGACACGCACGUGUGCGACCGUCUCAACCGAGUGUGUCGCCCGGCGUGCGCCGAAGAUGCCUGCGCGCCCGGCGCCCUGUGUGCCGCUAGCGCACAUCGUGCCGUGUGCUCGUGCCCGCCCGGCCGCUCCGGCGACCCCUACAGCCGCGGCUGCGCUGACGCCGUCUCGCCCCCGGGCUGCUCCGCGGAUGCGGACUGCGCAGCGCCGCUGGCGUGCGUGGCGGGGCGCUGCACGGACCUGUGCCGCGCCGCGCCGUGCGAGCCGGGCCUGCUGUGUCGCCACGUGGACAUCCUGCCGCUGCGCGCCGUGGCCUGCGUGUGCCCCGACGGCGGCCGCGUCGCCCCCGACAGCGGCUGUCGCUCACCACCUAAUGCUGAAUGCUCAUCGGACUCGGACUGCUCCUCGAGCCAGAGCUGUCGCCGCGGCAGCUGCGUGGAGGCGUGCCGCGCCGACCCGUGCGGGCUCAACGCGCUGUGCGACUCUGUAGACCACGUGUCUAAAUGCUCGUGCCCACCCGGUUACCUAGGCAACCCACGCACCGAGUGCAACCCGCAGCCGCGCCAGCCCGCCGUGUGGGAGUGCUACCGCGACGCGGAGUGCGGGCCGGAGCGCGCGUGCGUGGAGCGUGCAUGCGUGUCACCGUGCGUGGACGCGUGCGGCCACGGCGCGCUGUGCCGCGCCAUCGACCACCAGCCCGUGUGCACGUGCCCGCGCGGCUACCACGGAGACCCUACUGUUAGAUGUCUACCACCAUCAGAAGACAAAUCAAUCAUCCUAGUGAGCUGCAAGGCCAACUCGGACUGUUCGCUAUCGCAGGCUUGCAUCAACGGCGCGUGCGCGGACCCGUGUGCGUGCGGCCCCCACGCCGAGUGCACCGUCGUGCGCCACCACCCCGUGUGCUCCUGCCAGCAGGGACACUCCGGCAACCCAUACACUGGAUGCGUUAAAGUUGGAUGUGAAACGAACUCGGACUGCCCGGACAGCGACACGUGCUACAACGGGCAGUGCGUGAGCGCGUGCCUGGUGGAGGCGGCGUGCGCGGUGAGCGCGGAGUGCUACGGCGCCGCGCACCGCGCGCAGUGCCGCUGCCCCGCCGGCACGCGCGGCGACCCGCGGACCCGCUGCGCGCGCGCCGACUGCGAGCUGCACGCCGACUGCGCCGACGACCACGUGUGCGAGCAGGGCGCCUGCCGCCCCGCCUGCGCCGCGCAGCCCGCGCCCUGCGCGCCCAACGCCGACUGCUUCGCCCGCAACCACGCCGCCUCGUGCCGCUGCCCGCCCGCGCUGCCGCUCGGGGACCCGCUCGUCUACUGCCAGAAGAUCAAGGUCAUCGGCGAGCCGGAGUGCCGCAUGGACGGCGACUGCCCCAGCGGGCGCGCGUGCCUGCGCGACCAGUGCCGCGAGCCCUGCGCCGAGCUGCGCCCGUGCGUGGGCUCCGCGCGCUGCUCCGUGUCCGACAGCACGCCCUUCCGGACGCUCAUCUGCCGCUGCCCCGAGGGCUACAUCCCCGACGACCAGGGCGCGUGCCGGCCGGCCCAGCUGCCGCCGCUCAGCUGCUCCAGCGACCACGACUGCAGCGAGCGCGAGGCCUGCAUCAACCGCAUGUGCCGCAACCCCUGCGACUGCGGCGACAACGCCGAGUGCUUUAUCAAGGAGCACCGGCCCGUGUGCACGUGCCGCGCGGGCUACGGCGGCGACCCGCACCGCGCCUGCCGCGUGCUGGGCUGCCGCGCCGCCGGCGACUGCGAGCCGCAGGACGCCUGCGUCAACGGCCUCUGCAUCAGCCCGUGCCUGCUCAACUCCACCUGCGGGCCCAACGCCGAGUGCUACGCGGAGCGCGGCGCGGCGCUGUGCCGCUGCCCCGCCGGCUACGAGGGCGACGCCUACGUGGGCUGCAGCCCCGUCGAGUGCCGCUCCAACGGAGACUGCCCCCUGGACAAGCAGUGCCACGCGCACCGCUGCAUCGACCCCUGCCUCACCGGAAACAACUGCGGCGCUAACGCCCAAUGUCUCGUCCGAAACCACAUACCGGUUUGCAAAUGCGAACCCGGCUACGACGGCAGCCCGUACAUCGAAUGUCGGCGACAGAUCACCGCCGAGUGCUCGGUGGACGCGGACUGCCCGGCGCAGCAGGCGUGCCUGGGCGCGGCGUGCGUCGACCCCUGCUCGUUCCUGCGGCCGUGCGACGCGCCCGCGCGCUGCGCCGUGUCCGACACGCUGCCCGUGCGCACCAUGCUGUGCACGUGCCCGCCCGGCUACGUGAGCCAGGGCGGCGGCGUGUGCCGCCCGCAGACGCCCAUCGAGGAGGUGGCGUGCGAGCUGGACCUGGACUGCAACUCCAACAGCGCGUGCAUCUCGGCCGUGUGCCGCAGCCCGUGCCGCUGCGGGCCGCACGCCGCGUGCGUCAUCCGCGAGCACAAGCCCGUGUGCGCGUGCGAGCCCGGCUACUUCGGCGACGCGCGCUCCGGCUGCUUCAGCGUGGAGUGCCGCGCCGACAGCCAGUGCGCCGACGACGAGACUUGCAUCAACUCGCGCUGCGUGCCCGCGUGCGCCGCCGAGCCCGACGCCUGCGCCGACUCCGCCGAGUGCUACGCGGUGCGCCACCGCGCCGAGUGCCGCUGCCGGCCCGGCACCGCCGGCGACCCCGCCGUGGGCUGCUCCCCGGUCGGCUGUCGCGCCGACUCGGACUGCCCGUCGGACCGCGCCUGCGAGAACGCCAAGUGCGUGGAGCCGUGCACCAGCUCGCCGUGCAGCGCGCCCGCCGAGUGCCGCGUGGUGGAGCACGAGCUGCACUGCGUGUGCCCGCCCGGCCACCGCGCCACGGACGCGGGCUGCGCGCGCGACGACGAGCGCGAGUGCCGCGCCGACCCCGACUGCCCCUCCGGCACCGCCUGCCUCAACGCGCGCUGCGUCAACCCCUGCCUCGACUCCACGCCGUGCGGAACUAACGCGCAGUGCUCAGUGGCCGACUCUCUGCCGGUCCGCACAAUGAUCUGUGAAUGCAUACCGGGCUACAGUGGAAACGCUCUCGUCGAGUGCACACCGAACAGACGACCGGUAGCGGAAUGCCUGCCGGGUCAAGGCGUGGACGUGAGCGGCGAGUGCGUGCCGUGCGCGGAGGCGGAGGGGCGCGUGGUGGACGCGCGCGGGCGCUGCGUGUGCGACGCGGCGCGCGGGCUCGUGCCCCGCGGGGACGCCUGCGCGCCGCCCGGCUGCCGCGCCGACUCCGACUGCGACGACACGGAGCGCUGCGUCAACGCCGCCUGCACGCCCGCCUGCGAGGCCGAGCCGUGCGGCGUCAACGCCACCUGCGACGCCUACGGACACCGGUCACACUGCACCUGCAUCGCCGGCUUCAUCGGCAACCCGAAGGUGCAGUGCAACCCGACGACGCCCGACAACAACUAUAGGACUGACUUCCCGCUACCAGAUAUGCAGGUGCAAUGCCUAGCGGACGGCGUGCGCGUGUCGCUCAAGAUCAAGAACUUCACGGGCGUGCUGUACGUGAAGGGCUACAGCAUGGACGAGCGCUGCCGGCUCGCGGUCCAGACGCCAGAGAGCCACGAGAGCCUCGUCGACUUCACUGUGCACUUCGGCGACUGCGGACUCGUGCAUGUCAAUGGAUUAGCGAGCUUCGUGCUCGUGAUGCAGAAACACCCGACGCUGGUGACGACCAACGCCAAGGCGUUCCACAUCAAGUGCAUCUACCAGACGGGCGAGCAGAACGUGACGCUGGCCUUCAACGUGUCCAUGCUGACCACGGCGGGCACCAUCGCCAACACGGGCCCGCCGCCGACGUGCUCCAUGCGCAUAGUCACCAGGACCGGGGACGAGGUCAGCUCCGCCGAGAUCGGCGAGAACCUCGUGCUGCAGGUCGACGUGCAGCCAUCCAGCAUCUACGGAGGCUUCGCGCGUAGCUGCAUCGCCAAGACGAGCGAGAUCUCAACCAACGUGGAGAACGAGUACACGGUGACGGACGCGGACGGCUGCGCCACGGACGCGGCCAUCUUCGGCGAGUGGGAGCGCAGCGAGGACGGCAGCGCGCUGCGGGCCUCCUUCAACGCGUUCAAGUUCCCCAGCAGCGACAAUAUACGAUUCCAGUGCAACAUACGCGUGUGCUUCGGGAAAUGCCAACCUGUAAACUGUCGCGGCUUCGACUCGUUCGGAAAACGAAGAAAACGAGAAGCGACAUACUACGAUGAAGGAGCGAUGUCGGUCCACGAGGGCCAGCUCCGCGAGGAGGUGAUGGUGGAAUCGAACCAGAUCCUGACGCUGGAGCGUCGCGACGCGUCGCGGGUGGCGCGGCAGCGCGACGGCGGCGCGGCGGCGGCGGCGGCGGCGGGCGGCGGCGACGUGUGCGUGUCGGCGGCCGGGCUGGCCGUGGCGCUGGCGCUGACGGCGCUGCUGGCGCUGGUGGCCGUGGCGGCCGCGGUGGCGUGCUGGCUGGUGGCGUGGCGCCGCGCGCGCCCGCCCCCCGCGCCGCUGCCGCACCCGCCGGACUUCCCCAACCCGCUGUUCCAGCGCUGAACUAGCUAGUCUCGCCCCGCUCCUCCGCCGGCGCCGGGCGGUGUCGGCUCUUCUCUCUCACUACUGUUAGCUUUAAUAGAGCGCGCCGUCGGAGGACCGGACCGAGGGCGGCGCCCGCGCCCCUCGCCCGCGCCCGCUCCGCCCUCUCUAAUUUAUAUUAACUCUAAUUUUAUAUUGUACCUAUGUUAACGUGGAAUUAUCGCCUCCUUCGAAUCUUGUGAUAUUCAUAAUUGUAAUGGUCGAAACGAAAUCACCAUAAUUUUUGUAAAAAUAAUUUACUUAAUAUAAUUUAGUUGUAAGAAAAAAUAAUAAUAAUAAAAAAUA
This is a messenger RNA of Plutella xylostella (diamondback moth), 59867 nucleotides long. The record is from RefSeq and is a predicted model, not a curated record. Lineage: Eukaryota; Metazoa; Arthropoda; Insecta; Lepidoptera; Plutellidae.